This is a messenger RNA of Drosophila albomicans, 45550 nucleotides long. RefSeq names its product muscle-specific protein 300 kDa (gene Msp300). Gene Ontology annotation, biological process: nuclear migration. The transcript has 29 exons. The coding region runs from base 435 to 45038 and encodes 14867 amino acids. Gene Ontology annotation, cellular component: nuclear outer membrane; meiotic nuclear membrane microtubule tethering complex; cytoplasm. The record is from RefSeq and is a predicted model, not a curated record. NCBI's taxonomy places the organism in Eukaryota, Metazoa, Arthropoda, Insecta, Diptera, Drosophilidae. Gene Ontology annotation, molecular function: actin filament binding.
AAGAGUAGUAUUAUAUUGUGGCAUAUGAAAAACCGAAAAAUCUAAAAUCCAAAAAAGCUUUACCCUUGCACCGGUGAUUAAAAUUUUUUGGAAAAUUGUGUGUGUGCGUGUUGUGUGGGCUUUUAGAAAAUUAAAGUUGAAUUACGAGCAAAGCGGCCAGCAAAAGUGAAGGCCGCUUGGGGGUUGUUCUCCAGAGGCAGAGGCAGCCCCAAAAAAAUAAAAGAGCGAAUAAAAACUCCACCCGUGGUUAGCGUCAUCAACUCAUUUUAUGUGUUGUUGUCGUGUGCGUGAGAAAAAUCAAUUUUGCACUUAAACUGCCAUACAGACGGAAUCGGAAUUGGAAUCAGGACAAAAGGACAAGGCUGGUUGUUUGUGAGUGGAUGACCGAUGACAUUUUGGCCGCAAGAGAAGCGUACUAGAAAACCGAUGCUAUCAUGGCUGAUAGCACAGAACCAGGCAGGCAUAAGGAUCCAACCAUAGAUAAUGCCGGCGCUGAUGGAAUUCAAGGAGCCGCUGCUGCUGCUGUCGGCACUGACGUGCCCCCAAUACCAGCUGUUCGACGUCGCCAUGCGCAUGCGCAGAAAACCAUUGAGCGCGUCGAGGAAACAGGACAAGAAUGCAAACAGCUGGAGACAUCGACGGUGACGCGUACAUACAUGAAGACCAUUACCACGUCACUGACCACCUCCAGCGAUAACAAUAGUAGCAGCAUCCAUGUCGAGACACCGCCGCAACGCUUGCGUCAAAAGGUGGCACAAUACGAGAAGGUUUGGUCCACCGAUGGCGCCGGCAAACGUCCGGCCGAACAGGGUGCGGAUGAACUGCGUCAGGAGCAGCAGGCUGAUGAUUUCGAUGAGGAGAAUCCCUUCGAUAUCGAUGUGCAUGAGAUAGAGCGGCGAUUGCGCGAGGAGCGACAACGCGGCUUGGCCGAGGCAGAGGCAGCUAAGCUGGCCUUUCAGCAGGUCCAUUUGCGGCACACGCCGCAAUCGGCGCCACGUCGCGUUGAGGUGACCAGCGAACAGACGCCGAGUCCGUUUAAUGUGACCCUGAAGACCACCAGCAAGCUAAGUCCUGGCGUCGAGUUGAGCAAUGUCGAGGAUCAGCUGUCGCCGUUCAAUGUGACGUUGCGCACCACACGACGCACAACCACGGUGAAGCACAAUCAGAGCCGUCAAACGGAACUAGAACGCUUCCUCGAUGGCGAGCGUUUGGUGCGCGAGGUGCCAGCUGCCGAUGGCGUGCGUACGAUAAUCACCUCAUCGAUGACUAGGGAUGGCGGCUAUACCGAGGAAAAGAUUUAUCGCCAUGGCGAGGGUUACGUGUCGCCGCGAGAUUCGCCCUCGUGGUCGCGCUCCAGCGUGUCGAGUGAACGUUCGAGUGUCACGUCGCCGCACAGCGUUGAUAUGACCGCAGGUGGGAGACGCAUACUCAUUAAGCUCGAGGAUGAAUCGAUGGAGAGACGUGAAUUGAGCGAAACAACGAGGUGUGAACACGAGCAGCAACACGAUGAAACUGAUGGCUCGGUGCGAGCACGCAUUAGGCAGUUUGGUGGGCAGGACGAGGAUGCUAUGGCAACGGUAACGGGUAACAUUGACAUUACCGUGGGUAGCAACCCCCGCAGGCGGCGUUUAUACCAACAAACAACACUGCAAGUGGGUGGCAACGAGACACAGCCACAACAACAACCACUGAAGGAGGAACAGGAACAGCAACAACAACGACCACCACGUCCAAGCGAACUGUCAUGGCAAACAACGGGUAAAUCAACAACAACAAAGACAAUGCUUACAUCCACGCCGAUUGGCACGAAGGAGCAACCGCAAACAGCAACGCCGGACGCCGAAGUGUUUAGUCCAGCUGCAACGUGCCAAUUGCGCGGUUCUUCAGCGGAAGAAUCCCGGAAAAUUGUAAGCCACAAGAAAACGAUAACCACCAGCAGCAGCAGCACAACGACAAAAUCGUCCUCUACGUCCUCCUCGUCUACGUCGCGCAAAUCCGUCGGUUUCCCAUCCGCUUCGAACGUUGGCGGUGAUAUCUCGUUUACGGCAACGCAAAUACGCAUCGUUGACGAUUCCGCGGACGCGACGGACGUCAUCGAUAACGAUUCCGAUACGGAAGGUGUGCCGGCUAGCAGUCUUGUGAUUGUAUCGACACCAACGCGGGAGCGUUCCACAACACCCACAACAUCGCCUUGUACGCCGCACGCAUUAAGCGGCAUUGGCACUUUUAGCAAGAGUCUGCGCCAGGAUUAUCAGACUCAAGCAACACAAAGUGGCCAAAAGGGCAACGAACACCACGAACACGAAUACCAGGAAUUCCAAUCCACAAUGGCUUCGAUCAAUUUCCAACGAAGCAAUUCCCAGUACGACAGCCACAUCAAGGAGAAACGAGAGGAGCAAGAACGUGUGCAGAAGAAGACAUUCACUAAUUGGAUUAAUUCAUACCUAUCGAAGCGUGUUCCACCGCUUCGCAUUGAUGAUUUAAUCAACGAUUUACGCGAUGGCACGAAACUGAUUGCGUUGCUCGAAGUUUUGUCCGGCGAACGUUUGCCCGUGGAGAAGGGCCGCGUUCUCAGACGUCCACAUUUCCUUAGCAAUGCCAAUACAGCUCUACAAUUUUUAGCCAGCAAACGUAUCAAAUUGGUCAAUAUUAAUCCCGCAGAUCUGGUGGAUGGGAGACCACCAGUUGUGUUGGGUCUGAUAUGGACGAUCAUAUUGUACUUCCAGAUCGAGGAGAAUAGCCGCAACCUAGAGUAUUUGGGUCAUGGUAUUGGCGGUUCGGUUAGCUCACUCGACAGUGUUGGCAAUCAUAAGGCUGGUGGUGAUCUAAGGGCUGAGAAAUGGAAGCAAGGUGCCAAGAAAACGCUACUCAAUUGGGUAACAAACGCCUUGCCAAAAGACAGUGGUGUGGAGGUGAAAGAUUUUGGCGCCAGCUGGAGAGAUGGCGUCGCUUUCCUCGCACUUAUCGAUGCAAUUAAAGCGAAUCUGGUUAAUUUAGCUGAGCUAAAGAAGACCAGCAAUCGUCAGCGUUUGGAGACUGCUUUCGAUGUGGCCGAAAGCAAAUUGGGCAUUGCCAAACUAUUGGACGCUGAGGAUGUGGACGUACCCAAACCGGAUGAGAAGAGCAUAAUGACAUAUGUGGCACAAUUUUUGCACAAGUAUCCCGAACCAAAGGGUGCAACACGCGACGAGUCGCAUGUGCAACAAGAAGUGAACGAAUUGCGUCGUUUUCUGGUGGAGAAGACCACCGAAUACGAACCAAUGGUGAUGAUGAAUUCAUUUCCACGCGAUUUUAGUGAAUAUCUAUUGGCACGUUCUGAAGUCGAUGCACAUUUGCCUGCUUACAACCGUCUGAAGCAAUUAACUGAGACUCAGAGCGGUUUUCUGCAGGUCUCACGUCAAUCGUGGGAUGAAAUUAACGAGCUGUGGCAGCGCCUUCAAUACCAGAUGAUGUACUGGCUCUGGCUAUUGGACGCUGAGCUGCCCGGCGAAUUCGGCAUUGUGGGCAAAUGGCUGGCCGAAGCCGAAAAACUGCUCAUGGACAAUGACAUACCCAAUGCAAUGAAUGAGGAGACAGCUGCUGUCAUCAGUAGAAAGCUGGAGGAGCAUAAGCUGUUCUUUGCCGAUCUGCCACGCAUUGUGGCCAUGUUCGAUAAUGCCAAGCGCUCUCCGCUGGCUCAACAAGUGCCGCUCGAGCAGCUGCGCAACAUGGAACGACGCCUUCAAGAGGUCGCGCCCAAGGCGGCUGAACGUCGCAUUCGCUUGAAAUUCCUCGAGCACAAGUGCUGUCUGAUUGCCUUCUUGAACCUAGUCGAGAACAAAAUGCGCGGCUGGACUGGCAAAUAUGGACAAGAGGAGAAGGUUGCCCAGCAGCUGGAACAAUACAAGAACUUUGUCUCACGCAACAAGAUCUUCCAAGAGUUCCAGAAAGCCUUUGUCGACAUGCAACAGGUGGUCGAUGAAUACAAGCGCGAAGGCAACGUGGCACGCAAGGAUAUCAAUGAGAUUGAUCGCUUCAUGUACGAGACUGAGGAGCGUUGGAAGCGUGUCUCCAUGGAGCUUAAGUGUUGCCAGAACUCUCUCGAGGAGGUCGUCAACUGCUGGCGCAACUGGAAUCAAUUGGCGCCCAACUGUGAAGAGUGGCUGCUGCUCGCCGAGCAGAAGCUCAAUCAAAGCGAAGACGAUCGCCUGGAGUUCUUCCAAGACAUUAGCGUGUGGAAGGACAAGUUUGAUGCGCUGGGCAAUGCUGCCAGCUAUCUGAUUGCCUCCUGUGAGGAACCCAUUGCCCAGCAACUGCGUCAACGUCAUGGCGCGCUCGCCGAGCGCUUCGAGCGUCUGUUUGCCAACACCAAACAGUACAUGCAUGCCGGUGACAUUAUUCGCUCGCGUCAAGAGUACAAGUCGGGCAUAGAGAAGCUCUCAAAGUGGCUGCGCGGUGCUGAGAGUGUACUGGAUCAGCGCCAGGUGUUGGGUAACAGCGAGCAGAUUCGCCGAUAUGGCGAGCAGCUGCAGCAGUUGGCAAGCGAAAUUGAUGAUAAUGAGGAGCUGUUCAAGACCAUCAGUCGCACCUUCCAAUCGCUUAUACAGGACUUGUCGCGCGACGAGGUUGACAGGAUGAUGAAGCUGCUUAAGCAGGAGAAGGAAUCGCUGGUGCGCAUACGUGCUCAGCUGCCUGCCAAGCUGCACUUGUUCCAUCAGUUGCAGAUACAGCAGGAGUCGCUCGAGGCCGGUCAAAAGGAGAUCCAUCAAUGGCUGAGCGAAGCGGAGCAACUGCUGGGCACACACAAUCUGGCCGGUGGUCGGGAAGUGCUCAACGAACAGCUGCACAAGCACAAGACCUACUUCUCAAGGACUGUCUAUUAUCGCUCCAUGCUGGAGAGCAAGAACAAGGUGUUCCAGAAUCUGCUGAACGCUGUGGCUGCCGAUGAUAAGAUCGAUACUGCACCAGCUGCUCAGCAAAUGCAACAACUGAAUGAGCGCUUCAAUUAUGUCAUUCAGAAUGCUGGCAAAUGGGAGCAGCGAUUGAACGAUGCUGCCGGUGGUUGGAGCAACUUCAAGGAUAACGAACGUGUCGUUACUGAAUGGCUGACUCAAGCCGAAUCCAUGUUGGUGGAGAAGCACAUUGAAUCGAAGACAACAAUUGAAACGCAAAAAUACUUCUUUGAUCAAGUCAACGAUCGUUGGAUGAACGAUCUGGUGCAGUCGGCACAGCAAUUGCUCACGACUUUGCCUGCCCAGGAACAACCAGCUGUGGUGCAAAGCGUAGAACAACUGCAAACGCGCUGGAAGAAUGUUCUUUCCCAGGCGCCAUUGCAUUUGCUGAAGCUUGACUUCCGUCUGGAUGAGAAUGUGUUCUAUCAAUCGCUUAAGGAUGUCGAAAAGGAGUUGCAACUAGAGCAACAGGCACUCAAUCGCAACGAGGAUGUUGACUCUAUUCUGCAGCGCAAUCAACAAUUCCUGCUGCAACAGGAUACCGUGCCGCGUUUGGAGCGUUGCCUGCAAAACAUGCAACGUCUCGCACAGGCGCACAGGCAACAUCAGCCCGGAGACAUUAGUUUGGAUCAGGCUUAUGACAAUGCCAAGACUCAGUGGCAACAAAUGUCCAACAAAUUGGCUGAUAUGCGUCAGACUUUGCAACAAAUCCCAGCACAAUGGCAAGGCUAUCAUCUGAAGUUCAAUGAGAUGAUCGAAUGGAUGAACAGCGUGGAUCAAAGCCUCAAGAACAUUGUGAACGAGGUGAACACGAUGGAGGAGUUCGAAAAGGAGAAGGUUGUUUUCCAGAAAAUCUGCCAGGAUGCAGAUAACAAACGUGAGGACAUGAAAUGGCUUGUCAAAACAUUGGAUUCUCUGCUCAGCUAUGCGACCGAAGAUGAGGCCAAUCUGGAGCAAAAGAAACUGGAAGAUUUGAUUGCACGCUACAAGAAUCUGAUACCCACAAUUGAGAUUACCAUGGUCAAGACGGAAGUCUUCUCCAAAUGCUAUACAUAUCGUCGUGAGGUGCACGAAGUUGUUUGUCUGCUGACCAAGGUUAAGGAUCAGACGGCCAACAUUCCGGCCCCCGAUAGCUUGGAGCGUGUCAAUCGCCUCAUCGAGGAGCAACAGUAUGCCAUCAAUCAGCUCGAUCAUCAGCGGCCACACAUCAUGUCAAUGCUACAACGUGGACGUGAUCUAAGUAAGGAUGUGCAUGCUCCUGCCUUUGUUAAUACCGAAGUUAAGAAUCUGGAGACCGGCUGGAAUCAAGCCUACACAGAGACCUCUGACAAGCUGCAGGCACUGAAGGGCACUCAAGCGGUAUGGAGUGAGUUUGUCGAUCAGAAGAACGACAUCUUCUCCAUGCUGCAGACCGCUGAGACUGAGUUGCGUGCUCUGACGCCACUCCAAACCGAUCCCAAGAACGUUAGCCAGGAUCUGAAGUCAAAGCGUGAUCUGAAUGUGCAACUGCAACAGGCAUCGCACCAAUUGCUACCCAAGUUGCAUGCUCUGAAGUCGGAAUUGGCACCACUUGCUGCCGCCGACAAGCGUCCCAUACUGGAGAAGGAGGUGACUGAGGUGGAGAAGAUGUUCUUCAAUACCAUGGAGCAUGUUAAGGAUCGUGUAGGUUACUUGGAAGACUACAGUGCCAAGUGGAACAACUAUAAGACACGUCUCGCAGAGCUGCAAGAAUGGGCCAACAAAGUGGCACCCAAGAACAUUGAAGCUUUGCAGUCGGAGGAUCUAACGCCCGAGGAACGUGUCGUCAAGGUACAAUCCUUCAAACGUGUGCUGGGCGAACGCAUGAAGCAACUGGAUUUAUUGGCCGCUGAUGCAUCGGAGCUGGCACCGAAGGAGGGCAACGUUGCGGAGGCGAAGCGUCUGAAGGGUGAAAUCUCCAAAUUGCAGGAGGUGCUCAGUGCAAUCAACCGCAAUGUGGAUCAUCAGUCGCAGGCCGUGCAGGAGGAUCUGGUCAAUUGGCAGCAGUUCCAGGCUGGACUGCAACAGAUCAAGCCCGCCGUGGAGCAGAGCGAAGUCAAGGUAAAUAAUAUAGUUCCUAAGCCGAUCACACUUGAUGAAGCCGUUGCCAUGCAACAAAAUGCCAAACAAUUUGAAACACAAUGCCUGGAGCAAUUGGACAAACUCCAUGGCAUUUCAAACAUCAGUCAUAAAAUGUUAUGCAAAACCAAUGCCCCCGAUGAGUUAGAUGCCAUGCACUCCCGUUGGACGGCAGUCCAUGAAAAUGCAAAACAGGCGAGCGCCAAGCUCGAAAAACUUGUCGCCAAUUGGCAAUCCUUUGAUGCCGAUACCGCCAAACUGGAGGAUUGGAUCAAUCAGGGUGAACAGCAAAUGGGUAAGCGCCCAACCGUACUUAAUACGCCGCACAUUGACAAACUGGAAAAGGAGCUGGUCAAGCUCAAGUCCUUCAACAAUGAGAUUUCGCAGCAGCAGGCCAAACUUGUGGCCCUUGGACAAAAUGCCGAUCAGAUUAGUUUACAUCUGGCACCAGAGGGUGCUGCCGCUGUCAAAGAUCGCGUCAACUUGAUGAAGGGCAAAUUGCAGAAAUUGUCGGAGGCCACACGUGGCAACAUCAAUGAAGUCUCCGAUGCCAUUAUUUCUCGUCAAGAUUUCAAUGCCAAACUUGUAAACUUCUCUAAUUGGAUGGAGCAGUUGCGCAAUCAAGUCACCCAGGUGGAGGAAAUCAAUCCGGAACGCGUGGAGACAAGUCUUCAUGUCAUUCAUGCGUUGCUGCAAGAACAUGCCGACAAGAAGCCUAGCUUCAAUGCCAUCUAUGAUGAGGUGAAACAAUUGGCUUUGGGCGCCACGCCUGAGGAGUCGAAUGCUCUUAAUGAUGCCUACACUGCGUUGGUGGUCAACUAUCAGAACCUCGAGUCGAAUAUGCUGCAAAAGAAGGCAGCACUCGAGAAGUGGACAGAGCUGUUGGGCUGGAAACAUGACACUGAAUCGCACUUGAAUUACUUGAAGCACCAACUGGACAAGCCUGAGGGACCUGCUGUCGAAGAACUGAAGAAGGUCGUACAGGAGAUUGAUCAUCUUGGUCAAGGUCUCAGUUACUGGAAGGAUCAGGCUAAGCAGAUCGAUGAGAAUCCUGCCAUACAAUUGCGUGAUGCGUUGUCGCGUCGCCCCUUGAUUGCCACACAGAUUGUUAACGAUGUGGAGAACAAACUGGAGAAUCUGAAGUUGCGUUCGCAGAAUCAGCAACAGCAGCUCCAACAGAUGACCGUGCGAAAGGACAAAUUCCAUGCCCUUGAACACAACUUUGGUCAGGCAUUGGAGGAGAAUCGUGCCAAGCUUGAGGAGAUCCUCAAGCAACAUCCCAAUUUGCACAACAUCGAUCAGAUCAUUGCCGAUUUGGUGGCGCUUAAUGAGGCGCUCAGGUAUCAAGCAGAUCUGAAGGACCGCAUUCACGACGAAGGUUCACUGCUGAUGCGCGAGGAUAUUGCCAGCAUGCCAGCCAUACAGGAGAGUCUGCUCGUUUUGGACAAGAAUUAUGAUUCACUCCAGAACGAGAUCGCCGAUCGCAUACAGAAAUACAACCUAAUUAGUCAGGCAUUGCGUGAGUAUGCCGACUCCAAGGACAAGUUCUCCAAGGAGCUGAAAAAGGCCGAAGACCUGUUUAAUGCCAUACCCCAACAACCUGGCGAUGAAACUGAACUCCAUCAGGCCUCAGAGAAAACACGCAAGACCAUGGAACAACUGCGCAAGUCCAAGAUGAAUCUGGAUGAGCUCGAUCGUCGUGGAAACAAUGUUUGCAAGCUCUUUACUGCCAUCGGUGAAGCUGUACCUCAGGAGGUGCCACAAGAGGUGGCCACUGCUAAGCAGCACUGGCAGGACUUGCACGACAAGACCGCGAAAAAUGCACAUGUCUACGAAACAGAGGCAGUUAUUUGGUCACAGAUCGAAGAUGCCAAGAAGGAUCUGUUACCUUGGCUGUCGGAGACGAACCAAGGACUUUGCGACGCUGCGGACAAUUCAAUUGAAAUUGAAUUUGGUCCAAUGCGUUUAAGCAAAUAUCGUACUGAGCUGCCUUCUUACCAGGCCCUCAAGGACACCAUCAAAGAGAAGACAAACGAUCUGGUUAAGAUCAACAACGGUGCCGAGAUUCCGGCUUUGAGCGCUCUCAAUCAGCUGCUGACCGAACAGUUUGCUGAGGUCAGCAAUAAUGCGGAUCGUUUGAGCGCCGUCACAACCUCGUUCAAUGAUCAGGAGCAGGAACUAAGACGUCGCACCAAGGUUGCAGGCGAACAGGUUAGCAAGCUGCGUGAGCAACUUAUCAAAUGCGAUGAUAUGUCUGGCGAUAACAAUAAGAUCAUGGAACGUUUGCUGCAAUGUCGUGCUCUGCGCGCUCAACUCGAGAACAGCGGCAAUGAGAUUGAGAAUAUCAAGCAAAAUGUGGAUGAGCUGCGUAAUUUGUAUCCAACAUUUAAUGAGUCCAUUAUACCCAAGGAACUGAACAAUGUGCAGAAGCGUUACGAAGGAGUAGACCAGUAUGCCAAGAAGAUCGAGAGUUCUCUGCUGCAAUUCCUCAAGAAGUUCCAUGCCGACAAGGUGGGCAUGCUGAAGCGUCUGAUUGCCACGCAGCGUGAGAAGGUUGCAUGGUGUCAGCCCGAAUCGUCCAGUGACAAAUACAACUUGGAUGUGAAGAAAUCCUCGUUACAGGAAGUCAGUAAGAGUAUCGAUGACUGCAAGGCGCGUCAUGCGGAAACACUUAAGUCUCUGGAGAUGCUGAAGGCCGUCGAGACACCACAAAAUCUCGCUGAGCUCACGAAUGAUGCACUGCUGAUGGAUAAGGAGAUGCAAGCGUUGCAGGAUAGCUUUGAUCGCAUCAAGGGCAUACUCGAUGAGAAUGUGGAUCUGUGGUCACAGUACGAACAGUCGAACGAACAAAUCUCCAACUGGCUGCGUGAUGUCGAAGGUCGUGUCAAAGCUGAGACCAGCAGCCAAGUGAAUCUGCCGGAGGUGCCACAGAAACUACAAGAGUUGGCGGUGCUCCAGCAGGAUGUGUUAUCGCACGAGCCCAUUAUCAACAAUUUGGAGCAGACAUCUCAACAACUGAUUGAAAAGAAUCCCGAGGCACGCAUUGGACAAUUUGUCACGCAUCUUGUGCAGCGUUAUCAAACCGUUGCCAAGAGUCUGGCAGGACACAUUGAUAAAAUACGUAGCGCGCAGCUGUCGAACGCCAACUUUGCCAAGGCUUCGAAGGACUUCAAUGAAUGGUUCGGCGAUGCCAAAAUUGAGUUCCAGGAAUUGGCACGUAUGGGUUCGCCUGGUUCCUCCUCAGCCACAGCUCAACAGUUGCAGACCAUUAAGAACUAUCUGAAGACUUUCGAUAAUGGUCAGCUCUUGCUUAACAAUGCCGUUGAUAUUGGAGAGGCACUUUAUCCUGUGGUUUCACCUGAGAAUCGUGAACGCAUUCGCGCCGAUCUGCGUCAAAUGCGUGAAAAGUACGAUUAUCUGCGUGACGAGGCAAAUGCCUUGAUGCAACAGGUGGAAGGUGUGCUCAUUCAGAAGACAUCCAUUGAGGAGAGUUACACACAGGUGUCGCAUUAUCUCAACGAGUCUAAGGCCAAGGUUACCGCUGGCGAUGAACUCUAUCCCACGUUGGCCACGAAGAAAGCUGCACUCCAAAACUACAAAACCCAAUUACAGGAGAUUACCUUGCAUAAGAAUGCUCUAAAGCAAUUGCAUGAUAAGGCUGUCACUCUUUGCGACGAUGAGUCGGAACGCAAGACUGAUGAAUCUAUUCAGGAGUACAAUACACUCUCGAAGAAGAUCUCUGAUCGCAUUCAAACCGUGGGCAAUCAUGUAGUCAAGCAUGAAGCCUACGAUCAGGUGCUAGAGAAGGCACAGGAUUGGUUGAACACCAUCAAAUCAGAGGCUAUUGAUAUUCUGAACGAGACUACUUUCGAGAAGGAAGGGGCCGAAGAGAAACUGAUUGUUGUGGAGAAUCUAUUGCAGCAUAAGCCCGAGGGUGACUCCAUUUUCGAUACAUGUCACAAGCUGUUGGAAACAGUGCUCACUCAGACCCACCCCAGCGGCCAUCCAGCAUUGCUGAAGGGUUUCGAGGAGCCCAAGAAGGCUUGGGAGGAAUUCAUGUCGCUGUGCCAGGAUUCAUUGGUCAAACUCAAGCAGCUCUGCUCGAAAUGGGAUGAGUUCGAUUCGAUCAUUGAGGAGCUUGAUAACUGGAUGAAGAAUGUCGAAGCUGUGGUUAAGAAUCAGAACCUUAAGAGCACUGCCGAGGCAAAGAGUGCUCACCUGAAGCAACUGCAAGAGAGUGCCAAGGAUAUUGAGCGUCGUGGCGCUGCCAUCAAUGAGCUCAUGGAUCAGGGUCGUGAAAUUGAAGGUGAAACCGAUUUGAAUUUGAAAUUGUCCCGUCUCAACACGCGCUAUCAAACCCUGAAAAAUCUGUGCAAGGAAUCCAUUGCAAAGUACACCAAUUACGUCAAGGAUCACGACAGCUUUGAUAAGGACUACGAAAAGUUCAAGGAGGAUCUCCAAGCCUGCGUCAAUGAGCUGUCAAAGACCAAUGAGAUUGUCGGCGAUCAAAGUGUGUUGCAAGAACAACAGAACAAGUUGCGCGAGAUGUCCGACAAGCGUAUUACCGACUCGACGAUCUUCGAGAGCCUCAUUGAUCGCGGCGAGAAGCUUUAUGGUCACACCAGUCCCGAUGGUCGUGAGAUCAUUCGUCAGCAGUUGCGCAAUUUGCGCACCUUGUGGGAUAACUACACGGAUGAUUUGAACUCAGCCACGCAUAAGAUUGAUCAGUGUCUGCUGCAGUUCAACGAGUUUAGCAUUGCACAGGAUCAGCUGACCAAGUGGCUUAAGGAUGUCGACAAGGCCAUGCAGAGUCACACCGAACCAAAGACAACGCUGCAGGAGAAACGCGCUCAGUUGCAGAAUCACAAGCUGUUGCAUCAGGAGAUCACCACACACAAUGUACUCGUCGACAAUGUGUGCGACAAGGCACAACUAUUGGUAGAUCAAAUUAAGGACAACUCUCUGAAUGUCUAUUUGCAAUCGAUUAAGCAAUUGUUCCAGAAUAUUGUGCAGAAAUCCGAUGAAAUCCUUCACAAUUUGGAGGGCUGUGUGCAAAAGCAUAAUGACUUGAAUAAUGCCCUUAAUGCGGCCAAAACAUGGAUAUCUAAUGAGAAGGCAAAGCUCCUCGAAUGCGACGAUGCUUAUGGCGAGAAAGCAGAUAUUAAACGCAAGAUUGAAACCCUUGGACAGUUGGCUCAAAACAAACCACAGGCCAUGAAUCUUAUUGCCGAUAUUCGUUCACAGUUCGACAAUGUUAAACCAGCUACGUCUGAGAAGGGCAUUGAGGUGCUUGAGAAGGAAAUUGAUGAGCUGGAGACGACUAUGAAGAGUCACUUCGAUGACAUCGAAGGCAUCGAGGGCAAGCAAAAGGAUGUGCUUGCACAGUGGGACAAAUUCGAGAGCAAUCUCGAGGAGCUCACCAAGUGGUGUCGCAGUGCCGAAGCCGUUUUCCGCGAUCAACAACUCAAAUCGACACUCCACGAAAAGGUCGAGCAGAUGGACAAGUAUAAGAUUCAGCGUGAACUCAUCCUGCAAAAGGAGAAGGAAAUCGACGCCUUCGGCGAUAUGGCCCAUUCGUUGCUCAAUAAUAGCGGUGCUGAUCGACUGAAGACGUUGACAACGCAAAUUACAAAUCGUUAUCAACUGCUCCAAGUGCUCAGCAAGGAGGUUGUUAACCGUUGGUCCAAUCUCGUUGAUGAUCAUCAGUUCUAUCAGGACAAAUACAACGAGGUGGACUUGUGGUUGCAACCCAUUGAAACGCAACUCGAGAAGGCGCUCAAGGAUGAACCUACGCAGAGCUCUAAUAUCUUGCAAGUGCUUUUGUCCGAAAAGGAGCAAGCUGAGAGCCUGUUUGCUGCUCUGAAUGCUGCUGGCGAAAAGGCUCUGCCCGAAACAUCCACACAAGGUCGAGAGAAGAUUCGCAAGGAUCUACGAGAUAUACGCGAUCGUUGGGACAAACUCGACGAGGGCAUUCGCAAUCUGGAGAAACGCCAGGAAGCCCAAACUGUGCAACUGUCUAGCUAUCAGGAUAUUCUCAAUCAAACCGUCAACUGGCUCGAUCAGGUCGAAAAGUUGUUGCACAACGAGAACCCCGCCAGCUGGACUAAUGCCCAGGAGAUACGCUCCAAACUGUACAAGUAUAAGGCUACCAAUCAGGACAUCAAUUCGCACAAACGCAUUGUGGAAGCCGUUAACGAGAAAGCGGCCACGCUGCUGACUACCGCUGCUCCUGCCAAUGCCGAUGAGAUUGCCAAAUCCAUCGCCGAAGUCAACAAACGGUAUCAGCAAGUUGGUCAGGAUUGUGGCAAGCUUGUGGCCGAUCUGGAUGCCGCUUUUGAUGUGUACCAGCAAUUCAGUGAGUUACAAAAGGCACAACAGGAUUACCAGAAGAAUCUCUGGGAUCGUUUGACUGGCUACUCCGAUUACUCUGGUAACAAGGCAGCGCUGCAAGCGCGUCUGCAAAAGAUCAAUGAAAUACAGGAUGCACUUCCCGAGGGCGUAGCCAAACUGAAGGCUUUGGAGGAGCAUAUCGAGAGUCAUGCCAGCAACAUUCCAGCACGCUCCAAGGAAGCCAUGACACGUGACUUGGCCAAUUUGCAUGCAGACUUCGAGAAGUUUAGCGGUUCGUUGUCGGAUGUGAAGAGCGGUCUCGAGAAUCGUUUGCAGCAAUGGAAUGACUACGAGGUCGACUUGGAUCGCUUGAUCAAUUGGCUGGGAGAAGCGGAGAAUGCGCUCAAGAACUACAAUUUGAAGUCAUCGUUCGAGGAGAAGGAAGAGCAAUUGAAUCGUUUCCAGUCUUUGACACAGAAUCUGCGUCAAAACGAGGCAGACUUUGAGAAGAUGAAGGAUGACACCUCAGAGCUUGUGCAGAGUUCUGGAGAGACUAGGAUCGCUGUCAAUGUGCAGCAAGUUUCUUCCCGCUUCCAGUCGAUUCAGGCUACGGCUAAGGAGAUUCUUAAGAAAUGCGAACAAGCUGUCCAAGAUCACGGACACUUCAAUGAAAAGUACAAGCAAUGCUCCGAUUGGUUGGCCAAUGCUCAGGCACGCUACGAUGACUGCAGUGAUCUGUCAACGGUGGCAUCCCGCGAUGAUCUGCUCAAGAAACAGCUGAUUAUCCAGGAGCUUUUGGCUCAACAGCCCACAGCGACUCAACUUUUGAACAGCACUGUAGAGCUGGGCGAGAAAUGCUAUAGCUCCACUGCAACCGAAGGCCGUGAAGCUAUUCGCAGUCAACUGGAUGAUUUGACGUUUGAUCAGUUGUUCGACAACAUUGCCAGCACUGCUCGGAAGAUUCAGGAUAAGAUUGCCAGAUGGUCGGGCUUCGAUGAGACCGCUGACAGUCUGAAGAGCUGGUUGAUCACUGUGGAGCAAGAGUUGCCCGCUGAAAUUGAGUUGAAGACUACACUCGAUGAGAAGCGCAACAAAUUGCAGUCAUAUCGCGAUAUUGUCAAUGACAUUAAUAACCAUCAAGUUGAGGUGGGCAAUCUUCAGGAGAUUGCCGCCAAUUUGCCAGAGAAAACCGAACAUGUUGAUCAGAUUCUUAAGGACAUCACUGAUCGCUUCGGCAAGCUGCAAAAACGCGCCCAAGGCUACGUGGAACGCUACGAGGGCAUUGUGAGUGCCCAUCAACAGUACUCAAAGGCGGUCAUGGAUGCCCAAGAGUUUAUCGAUGCCACCCAGAAUACUGUGCACUAUUGGGGCGAUCUGGAUUUGGAGCAAACAUCAUUGCAUACCAAUCUCGAUCGUCUAAAGAAUCUGAAGGCUAGUCUGGCUGAUGAAUUCCCACGUGUUGAUCAAGUACGUGCGCUGGGCGAGAAGGUUAUACCCGGCACUGUUGAUGUGGGACAAGUGAACAUCAAGUCUCAGAUUGAUACCACACAACAGGAAUGGGAAGGUCUUCUGGCGGCUAUCAGUUCUACCAUUGAAGCCAUUGAAUCGAGACUACAGCAAUGGUCAGAGUAUGAGCAAUUACGUGAUCAAUGCUUGGCUUGGAUUCGCGAUACCGACAACGAUUUGCAUGCCAUUGAUCUGAAGGAGGAUCUGCCCAAGAAGCGUGCGCAACUGGAUGCGUUGAAGACGUUGCAGGGCGAUGUACGUGCCAAGGAAUUGGAAGUGGACAAUGUUACAGAGAAAGCACAAACUCUGCUCAAGGGAGCCACGACAACAAGAGCAUCAGGUCCCGAGUUGGUGACCAAAUAUCAGCAAAUCUUCCACAAGGUCAAGGACUUGAACAAUCGCUGGCAACAAUAUGUUAGCUCGCACGAGGACUUUGAUAAUUCAAUUUCGGAAUGCUCAUCGUGGAUCAAUGACAUUAAGGAGAAGUUGGACUACUGCUCCGACAUGUCCUCGAUGAGUCCCAAGGAACUGGACAAAAAGUUGGCCACCAUACAGGAUGUUAUACUGCUUAAGGAUGAAGGCUCAGCUCGUGUGCUGAAGAUCUUGGAGCAGGCACAACAUGUGCUGGCCAACACAGCUCCUGGUGGACAUGAGGCCAUCAACAAGGAGCUGUCUGACCUGCAGGAUUUGUGGUCCGGCAUUGCUCUGCGUAUUAUGGAUGUCAAGGCAAAUCUGGAUGAUUCCAUUACACAAUGGUCUGGUUUCUUGGACCAAGUGCAGAAUGUGCGCAAGUUCAACGAAUGGUUGGAUACGCUGCUCAAGGAAUUGGGUGAGCACCAAACCACAAUGACAGAGAAACGUGCACAGCUUGACCGUGUGAAGUCCACGGAGGAGAAGGUGCGUGUUGAAAAGAUCGAUGUGGAUGCAUUGAAGAUUCAAGCCAAGGAAAUGAUUGCAAGCGGUCAGCAGAGUCAGGCGGCCUUCCAAGCUCAGAAAGUGCUCGACACUUUUGAUGAACUGUUCGGCAAGACACAGAAAUUGCUGUCGAAUCGUCAGGAUCAGUAUCGUGAUCAUCGCCUGUUCAAGGAAGCCUACGAUGAUCUGGUUAGCUGGAUUAGUCGCGCUCGUGAGAAGUUCCCUGCCUUGAAACAGAGCAGUUUGAGCGACAAAUUGGCCAUUGAGAAUGCUGUUCAAGCGACUGAAGCGCUGCUCAAUAAGCAGGCACAGGGUGAACUCCUAGUGGAGCAUUUGGUUCACACAGGUGAGGUUGUUCUGGCAAGUACGUCGACGCAAGGCCAAGAGAUCAUACGCAAUGAUAUACGCGCCCUACGUGAUAGCUUCGAGAGUUUGUUCCGCGAAAUCAAUCAGCAGAAGGAGAACUUGGAAGUUACCAUGGUGCAAUGGCGUGCAUAUAAAGAGGAGUAUGAACGUCUCAUGGAAUGGCUGCAACAAAUUGACAUACUUGUGAAGAACCACAAACUCAACCUCUGUCCCAAUUUGCCCGACAAGGAAAAACAGGUCGCCGACAUGCGUGACGUCAUGGCACGCCUCGAGAAGGGCAAGGAUGAUAUUGAUAGAUUCAAUGCCUCAGCUGCUGGUCUACUUAAAUCUCAUUUGGAUAGCUAUGUCAACAAUCAGCUGCGACACUUAAGCUCCAUGUAUCAGGUUCAGGUGAAUCUGGGCAAGGAUGUGCUUAAGAAGGUGGAAACAAAUCGUGAUCAGCAUCGUGAAUACGAUGCUAACAUGAAAUCGGCCAAGGAAUGGAUUGCCAAUGCCAAGCAAACAAUACAAUCCGCAGGCGAGGGUGCAGGUUCCAAGGAGGCCCUGCAGCGUCGCCUGGAACAAAUCCAGGACUUGAUACGCAAUCGUGAAGUGGGCCAGAACCUGGUGCACACGGCCAUUAACAAUGGCGAGAAGAUCAUCAGGAACACACGUUCUGAUGGUCGCGAUGCUAUUAACAAUGAGAUGAAGGAACUGCAAACCGACUGGGAUCGCUUGGUCAACAAAAUGUCAACGGCUAAGGUGCAGUUGGAAACGAAUCUACUGCAAUGGGCCGACUACAGCUCCAGCUAUUCGCAGCUGCAGCAAUGGAUUACCGACAGGGAGGCGAAAUUGCAACAGGCUUGCGAGCAAAAGAUUAUCAAAUCGCAACGUGGUCAACCUGGUCUCAGCAGUGGCUUAAGCGAACGCAAGGCCAACCUGCGACAGACCAACAACAUUGUCCAGGAUAUUGUCUCCUUCGAGCCAAUGAUUCAAUCCGUCACCUCAAAGGCAUCGGACUUGCAGCAAGGUGCACCAGCCACUGAAAUCAAUGAUAAGUACGAGAACCUUACCAAACAGGCCAAGGAUCUGUAUGCUAAGCAGAAGAAUACUAUCGAUAGCUAUCAGGCUUUGAUUGAUGCGGGCAAUGAGUUUGCCACCUGGUUGCGUAAUGCAAAGGAACGGCUGAGUAAGUGCGCCGAGCCCACGGGCGAUAAGCAAGCACUUGCGGAGAAGACACAUCAGCUGAAGAUUCUGCAGGGCGAAGUACCAGAAGGUUCAACGAAGCUGCAAAAUGCCUUGGCUCAGGGUGAAAUUGCUUGCCGCACAGCCGAGCCCGAGGAUUGCGCGAUUAUCGAAGAAGAAGUUGCGUUGCUGCAAGAGGAAUUCGAUGCGUAUGUGGAAGCACUCAACAAGGCCAAGGAUUACUUGGAAGUGGGAAUUGUCAAGUGGUCCGACUACCAAGAUCAAUACACCGAAGCGCUCGAAUGGUUGACCAAGACCGAAGCUCUGGUCCAGUCCUACAACAAGCUGCAAGAUAGCCUCACCCAAAAGAAGGUGGUGCUGGAGCAGUUCCAGGGUCAUCUCCAAACACUCUUCGAUUGGCAAAAGACAUUGGAUCAUCUGAACAUGAAGGCUCAAGUGCUUUUGGAGACUUGCUCCGACACACGCAUCAGUAAUGCCAUCAUGCAGUUGACCACCAAGUAUAAUGCACUGUUGACACUGGCAAAGGAGGUGAUGCGACGCCUGGAGAUGCACUACCAGGAACAUCAGCAGCAUCACACUCUCUACGAAGAGUGCCAGUCGUGGAUCGAGAAUACACGCGAGAAACUCGCAGAUUGUGAGCAGAUUCCUGGCACUUUGAAUGAGGUGCAAAUCAAGUUGAACACCGUCAAGAAUUUGCGUCAAGGUUUUGAAACUGGUCAGAACAAAUUGCGUUACUUGUUGGAGCUGAAGGAGAAGGUCAUCAUGAAUACGGAACAGAAUGGUGCAGCCAAAAUACAGGAAGACACCGAAGCACUCAAGCAGGACUUUGACAAACUGCUUGUGGAUUUGAAUGAUGUGCGCCAGAAGUUGGCCAAUCGUUUGGCUCAGCUCGAGGAGAUCUUCAAGUUGUACAAGAUACUGCUUGAAUGGCUUGAGGACAUUGAACCCAGUGUUAAGGCAAGUGAAGAGUAUCUGAAUGACUUAAGCGAAAAGCGAGCUGCACUGGAGAAAUUCCGUGUCACGCAACGUGAUAUCAAUGGACACAAUGAUAUCGUGGAAAAGAUCAAUGUGCGCUUGCGUGAGGACAACAGCCUGGACAAGAAUGACUUCCAGCCUGGUCUGAGCAAGUUUGAAGAUCUGCAAGCGCAGGUCAACAAGAUUAUCGAAUCGCUCGAGAAUCAAGUGAACAAUCACGAAAAGUACAAGCAUGCCUACAAUGAGCUGCAAGAUUGGCUGCGUCGCACUCGCAUCGAGGUGGAACAGUGUGCCGAUUGCCAUGGCGAAAAGGAUCGCGUUGAAGAUCGUUUGAAUCGUUUGGGCGACAUACAAUCCACUUCCAUGCAGGGCAAAUCGUUGCUGGAUGCUUGCGAAGAACUCAGCCAGGCGGUGAUUGCCACCAGCGGCAGCGAAGGUCAAGAUAAUGUGGCCCAAGAAAUUAAGCACUUGAAUAGUGAGUGGGAAACAUUGCAAGCUCUGUCGAGAGAUGCACGCAGCGGUCUGGAGUCAUGUUUGGCCGCUUGGCAGACGUUCCUGCAGAAAUUCAACAAGAUUAAUUUGUGGAUUGAUACAAUGAGCAAGCGCGUUGCCAAAUCUCAUGAAGGCGAUAACAAAACCCCCGAAGAUUUGGUCAAUGCCAAGAAACUGCUGGAAGAGGUGCUCGCUGAGAAGGAAAAUGUCGAGGAUUUGAACGACAACUGCGAGCUACUCAUGGAACAAAGCGCCUGCACUCGCAUUCGCGAUCAAACCAUUGAAACUCAAGCCAACUAUACUAAAUUGUUGACUGCCGCCCAGGGUCUGGUUGCCAAGAUUGAGAAGAAUCUGUCGGAUCACACUGAGUUCCUUAAUUACAAGAACGAAAUGGAUGCGUGGAUUGAGAAGGCACAGCAAGUGCUCAAUGAUUGCACCAUUGAUGGAAAUGCCCAGGCUAUUGCCCAAAAAAUGGAGACAGUUAACUCUCUGUCCUCGCAUCUGCCUGAGGGUCAGCAUUUGCUUGCCAUGGUGCAGGAUGCCUACUCGAAGGCCUCUAACAUUACACCCGAGGAUAAGCAGGAGAAACUGCGUGAUCUGAUGACAAAGGUACGUGAGGAUUGGGAUGCCCUGGGUCUGGCUGUUAAACAGAAGCUCAGCGAUUUGAAGCAAGCACAAAACCGCUGGAAUGACUUUGCUGUCAACAAAGAUAAACUCGACAAGUGGCUGGUCGAAACAGAGAAGACAUUGAAGACACCUCCAGAGACCAAGGGCGAGUUGAGUGAGAUGAAAACACUCUUGGAACGCUACAAGACACUGUCCAAUGAACUCAAGCAGAAGGGCAACGAUCUGGAACAUCUUAUGUCGGAGGCACGCGAUCUGGGCACCGAAGUGGAUGCUGUGAAUCGUCUGCAAUCCCGUUGCGAUAAACUGAAGAACGAUUGUGCUGCAUACAUCAAGGACUUGGAGCAAGAGAUGCUCGACUAUAAUGCAUACCACCAGAGUCUGCAAGAUGUAGAGAAAUGGUUGCUGCAGAUCUCCUUCCAGCUGAUGGCACACAAUUCUCUCUUCAUUUCAAAUCGUGAACAAACCCAGGAGCAAAUCAAACAGCACGAAGCGCUGCUUGGUGAAAUUCAAAAGUAUCAGACCAAUUUGGAUGAUCUAAAUGCCAAGGGACAGGCGCAAAUUAAACGCUAUGAACCCUCAACUCGCGAAAUACGUCCAACUGUUGAGUCGCAGCUGAAGAACAUUCAGGACAGCUAUAACUCAUUGUUGCAGACAUCAGUGCAAAUUAAGAAUCGUCUCUUGGAGUCGCUUGCUAAGUUCCAGGAGUACGAAGAUACGCUGGACAACAUUAUGCGCAAUCUGGAGACCUACGAGCCAAUCAUUCAAACGGAACUUGAUGCCCCGGCUACAAGCUUGGAGUUGGCACAGAAUCAACUCAAGUGUGCCCAGGAUAUGCAGCAAAAGCUGAAUAACGAAAAGUCCCGUCUGGCAGCCGCUGUGCAAGCUUGUGAGGCAGCCACAGCGUCGAUCAGUCGACCAAGCUCUCCUCUAGAGACAGCUAUGCAUGCGAUACCCGAACGUGAACUGAUGGUGCGCGCCAAGCUAGAAGAUUUGCUGGAUCAGCCAACGCCAAAUACUCAGAGCUCAACGAAGAAUGUCGAUGAAGAUGGUGAUGAUGUCGAUGACGUUGAGCUCAGCGAAGUGAAUGAGGCGUUAAUGGAUCCAAUUGCUCACGAGCGUAUUACGAACUAUCGUCGUAUAGUACGCUUGAAUAGUGCACACGUGAGCAAGCUGAAUGCACUUGUCGCUAAGGUGCAAUCCCACUUGGGUGGUUUGACUGCAUCCGUUAGCGAGCUGGAGCAACAGCAGAAGCAGCGCGCUGAACUGCAGGAUUGGGUGAAGAAACAACAAGGCUCAGUCGCCGACUGGCUGAUGAGGCCUUGCAAGCUACGCUCUGAGGCCGCACAACAAGAACUGGUGUCUAUGAAUGAUCUGCUCAAUUCCAUUGGCGAUAAGCGUUCCCAGCUUAUGCUGGAAAUGACGGGAUCAUUGGGUGAUGAGGACACCGAUCUGGAUGAUAACAUCGAUAAGCUGGAAUCAGAGCUGAUGGACGCCAUUGCCAAGAAGCAGGCGGGUCAGAAUGUCAUCGAUGGCUAUCGCCAGGGCAUGCAGGAUGUGCAGAAUUGGUUCGAUUCAUUGAUUAAGCGUAUGGAUGUGCUCGAUCGCGGCUCUGGCCUCAAUUGUGCCCAGAAGAUGGCUGCCAUCAAUGAGAUCAAGAACGAGUAUGAAUUGCAAGGACAUCCCAAGAUCCAAGAGCUCAAGGGCAAGGCAGCUCAAGUCGCUGAGGUGAUUAGCAACCUAGAUGGCCAACAAGUCGAAGAGCAAAUGAAAUCGUUGGAUCGUCGCUUUGCUGAUCUUGGCAAGCGUAUCGAUCGCAAGGCUCAGCUGCUGGAUGUGACCAACAAGGGCGUUGAUGGCGCUAAGGGUGAAAUCGAGCAGCUCCAACUGUGGGUUAAGCAGCAAAUCGAUGAGCUGCAAGCUCCUGCUGCACUUGGAUUCACUCCUAAAGAUGCAGAGGCUCGUCAGCAGAAGAUUAAGAGCUUAAUGAAGGAUGCAGAGGCCAAGCAAUCGCUUGCCGAUGUGCUGGAGAAGCGCAUUGCCAACAUGCAGCCCGAACUGGAGUCUGCCGAGUACGCACAAUUGGAGUCUGCACUGCGUAAUCUUAACAGUGAGAAUCGCAACUUGUCUGGCGUCCUGAAGGCCGAGCUUGACAAAGCUUUGGAGGCAAGCAAGGCGCGUAAGGCGCUGGAGAAUGAUUUGGACAAGGCUCGUCAAUGGCUAAAAUCCAAAAUAUCCGAAGUGCGCAAAUUGCCAGUUUAUCAUCCAUUGACCUCUGCAGAGAUUGAGAAGAAAAUCCAGGAGAACAAGAAAUACGAUGAUGAUGCCAAGCAAUUCAAUGAUAGCGUGCUAAGUGAUGUACAGCGUCAAGCGGCCAAUAUCAUGAAGGAUUGCGGCGAUGCUGACAAGGCGGCGCUUCAAAAGAUUCUCGAUGAAAUCGCAGCUGACUAUCAGACACUGAAGGAUGAGAGCGGCAAGCGCGGCAAGUCCUUGGAUGAUCUGCUUCAGGGUCGCAAAGCCUUUGAGGAUUCUAUGAAGAACAUGGGCGAUUGGUUAAAUGAAAUGGAAACCGCCACCGAAGGUGAAUUGCGUACCACCAGUUUACCAGUGUUGGAGGAACAGUUGGCGCACUACAAGAAGCUGCUGCAGGACGCCGAGAACAAGGGUGGACUUAUCAACGAUGUGUCCGAGCAGGGCAAGAGCAUCUUGCCCACGCUCAGCAAUGCCGACAAGCUAAAGCUCAACGAUGACAUUAAGAACAUGAAGGAUCGCUAUGCACGCAUCAAGCAAACGAUUGAUGAUCGCACUAACACCUUGGGUGAUCACAUCAAGAAGUACAAGGAUGCCAAGAAUAGAUUGGCUGAUUGCAGUCAAUUCCUUGGCACCAUUCAGCAGCGUUUGCGUGAACUCAAUCGUCCGAUUGGCUCACGAAUUGAGGAUGUGCAAGAUCUGUUGGGCGCCUAUGAAGGCAUUCUCAAGGAACUCAAGGACAGCAAGCACAAAAUGGGUGACAUGCAAAUGGAUGAUCUGCCCGAACUCCAAAGCAUUCUGAGCCAACAGGAUGACAUGAUCAAAAUGAUUGAGGAUCAAUUGGCGCAUCUGCGUCAACUGUUGCUGCUGCGCGAGCAGUUCAUUGCUUUGAUCAACGAGAUUAUUGCGUUCAUUAUGAAGUACACUGAUGUCAUCAUCGAUAUCGAGAACUCGCCCGACAGCCUGGAGGAUAAGAUUAACAAGUACGACAAUGUGAUUGUUAAGAUUCAAGAGUGCGAAGGUUUGCUCGCUUCGGCCAACGAUAAGGGCCAAAAGAUUGCCUCCGAGGGCAAUGCUGCGGAUAAGAACAGCAUUACCGAGCAGCUGCAAUCGCUGAAGAAUCAAUUGCAAAAUCUCCGCAAGGCUGUUGAGUCGCAACGCCAGAAGCAUCAACUGCAGCUCGAAUCCCACAAGAAGAUGGCCGCCGAGUUGAGCGAUAUUCUCGACUGGUUGCACAGCAAUGAAGGUGCUGCCAAGUCACGUCCAUUGUUGGAUCGCGAUCCCGAGUCAGUGGAACGUGAACUGCAGAAACAUCAUGCACUCAGCAAGGAAAUUGAUGACCAUUUGCAGAAGUUCAACAAAAUCAACGACAGCGUCAAGACAGAGUUGGGCAUGCCCAGCUCUCUGCUGGAGAUGCUCUCCGAGGGUCGGUCGCUGGUCGCCUCGCUGCCCCACGAGUUGGAGGAGCGCGAAAAGUACUUGAAGAACAAUCGUAAUUCGCGUUUGGAGUACAUGCAACUUGUGGCCAAAUUCAACGAUUGGGUCCACGAGGCUGAGCUUCGAUUGCAGAACAGCCAGCAUGGCAUUGACUACGAGCAUCUGGUGCAUGAUCUGGAUGAACACAAGAUCUUCUUCAGCAACGAGGCACCCAUUCGUAAUUUGGUGCACAAGCAAAUCCAGGAGGCAUCCGACAAGAUCUGGUCCUCAUUGAACAACUACGAGCAAUCAGAGCUGUCCGCCGAAUUGGCACAGUUCCAGACCAAGUUGGCCAACACAUUGGCCAAUGCCAAGACCCAGCAAAGUGAGCUCGAAAAGGAAGCGGAACGCUGGCGUGAAUACCAACAGUCCAUCGAUCGCGUCAAGGCCACCAUCGAACGCACCAAAUUCAGCGAUGAGCCUGUACAGAAUUUGGCUGGUCUUCACUUUAAUAUUCAGAAGCUGUCGCAUGCCAUUGGAAAUGUACAGAGCCAAAACAGCGAUCUAUCGCUUGUGAACCAGCAGGCACAAUCCCUGAUAAGGCAAGCCGACGCCCGCAAUCGUCAAUUGAUUGAGCAGGAUAACGCGAAUUUGAAUCGCAGCUGGCAGGAUCUGGUGCGUAGCCUGGAACAGCGACGUGACAAUCUGCAACAGUUGGCCGAGCAUUGGGAUACAUUUGAGAAUAGCCUGCACGACUGGGAGAAGGCAUUAGGACGUUUGGCCGAUAAGUUCCGCAAUGUCGACCCAACUGUAAGGUCCCGACGUCAUUUGGAAGAUACAAAGAAUGCCAUUCAGGAACUGCGUGAGGAAUCAAAUGAACUUAAAUCAUCACAUAAAGAAAUCGAGGCGCUCUCAAAAUCCAUCCUCACAUUCCUUGGGGAAGUACACAAACCCUCGGCGGAGGCCAUACAGGCCAAAGUGGAUAAGUUAGUUGAACAGCAAUCAAAAUUGAACGAUACAUUACGCGAUAAGGACCAACAAGUUAGCAAGGAUCUCGAGGAGAUCGAACAAGUGUUCCGCCGCAUCUCGCAGCUGCAGGACAAGUUGAACGCACUGCACGAUCAAUUGCAAUCCGUACACGUCUACGACGAACACAUUGCCCAAACGGAACAAGCACUCAUCACAAUCAACAGCCAGGUGAAACAGGCAGCCGAAGAAAGUCGCGCGCUUGUCGCACAAACGCAAACGCUCUAUCAAACCAAACAGAAUCUAUUGCCCAGCGAUAUUGCCCAAGAGUUUACCGCACUCGAACUGUUAGCGGAACGCGUGCAGGUAGCCAUGGAGACCAAAGAGAAGGAUUUCAAGCGCGCCAAGACCGUUCGCACCGAAUAUCUUGCCGGUGUCGAUGAGAUUCAGCGCUGGCUUAUGCAGGCCGAGGUUCAGGUGCAAGAGCGCACCUUGGAGCCGACACAGAUGAAGGAGCUGCUGCAGCGUAUCAAUCAUGAAAUCGGCACCAUUUACGAACGCUUUACGCUGGUCAAGACCAACGGACAGCUGAUCAUUGAGAAUAGUCGCAACAGCGAGGAGAAGACGCUGGUGCAGACAACAAUCGAUCAGUUGGCCGCUCAAUUGGCCCAGGUGCGCGGUUGGUUGGACGAGAAGAAACAGGCUGUGGGCGAUAGUUUGGAUGCAUGGACACGUUUCAUGAAUCUGUAUCAAAUUGUGAUGUCUUGGGUGGCCGAGAAGCGUACGUUCAUCGAUCAAACGAUUGAGCUGCGCACGUUGCCCGAGGCACGCAAUAAGCUGAAUGAUUAUGCGACGGCUGUGAAAAGUAUUAAACCGAUUGUGAAGCAUUUGAGCGAAAUGGACAAGGAACUGGAACACAUUGGUCAAGUGACAACUGUGGGCGAUCUCAAGGACAAGCUGCAGCAGGCUGAGGAUGCGAAGAUAUCCGUGGAAGCGGUGCUACUGGAGAGGAACUCACUGCUGCAGGAAGCCUGCGAGGAGUGGGAUCAAUGUGAACGCAAGAUCAAGGAUAUACGACAAUGGCAUGAAAAGACCAAACAGACAUUGGACUCCUCACCACAGCUGAAGAAACCCCUGCGCGAUCAACUGGGCUAUUGUGAAAAGACUCUGGCCGAUAUUAAUGUGCAAAAAACCAAACUAAGAUUGUCGAUUGAAAAAUUAGAGGUACACUUCCGCAAUGGCAUGGGUGGCGAUCCACGCCUUAGCGAGAACGUUGACGAUUUGGUGCGAUUGCUUGAUGGACUUGGCGAUGUGGUUAAGACCAAAUCGCAGAGCCUCGAGCAAACGUUGUCCCAAAUCGAUGUGUAUCAACAACAAAUGCAAACGCUUCGCCAGCGUAUCAUACAGGAGGAGCAGCAACUGCGCCUCGUUAUGGCGCCUACGUACUUGCCACACGAUCGUGAGCGCGCAUUAGCCGAGCAACAGGCAAUGCGACAAUCAAUCGAUGGCAUGCAGCAAACGUAUGACGCAACCGCCGCCCAAUCCUAUGCUCUGGAUCCACAUUCAGUGGUAACCACUUCAUCAACUGUCUCGUUGCUUAUGAAGCCAACGGCAGUAGGUCUAACCUAUGCUGAAGUGUUAUCAGGACAUGCGAGUCCGGUAAGCGGUAAUGAAUCGGCAACGACAAUGGCGACAAUAGCGACAACAUCGACACAACCAAGACAAGAAAAACGCGACACGACCACGACAAUAACGACAAGGCAACAACAACAACAAUCGAACGUAAACCAAGAACAAACCUUUAUUACUACAACCACCACAACAACGACAAGAACAACACGCACAUUUGAGGAUGAAUCAGAAACAUCUGAAUCGAGCACUCAUUUACCCACUGUGGUCUAUGAAAGGAAGCAACCUCAACAUGUUACACCAUCCAGCAGCAUCCAUGUGUCCUCUGACUAUGAGGAAACCACUGAUCCAAUUCAAAUUGUAACCACAACUAUUACAGCAGAUCAACAAGUUCCUACUAGCAAUACCAAUCUUCAGUUUAUCGAAAGCGAGCAACACCAUUCAUCAUAUGCGGGUAAGAAAUUGCAAGCGCCGCGUGCUGAACGUCGUGGGCGUUCUCCCAGACGUCGACGUGAGCCGCAUGUGGAGCAACAACAACAACAGCAACAACAACAGCAUCAACAACAACGACAUCAACAGCAACUCUACGUGCCACAGGAGGAGCGUGCACGUUCUCGUAGCCCGAUUUGGGUACCCGGUUCAACCUCCUAUGCAGAGGUGUUGCGUGGUCUUGAAUUGGAGCGCUUGCAAGCCGAAGAGUUGGCCAGACAAGCAGCAGCAGGUCAGGCUCAGCCUCAUGUGGAUCUGACCAUACAGGAUGUAAUAGAUGCCAGCUAUGUGUCACAAACAAAGCCUCAACCUGUCGAGCAAUUUGUUAGUCAAGUCGAGCCCGAUUUGAGCUAUGUUCAGCAACAGGAGCAGAAACAGCAACAGCAGCUUUCUAGCUAUGAAGUACCCAUGACAGCCGAGGAGAUAACGGCAACGUAUUUACAGCCAGAUCCACAGCUCUACCAGACCAUGUAUGAGAAUGUAGCUGAUAGCGGCCAGUGGGGCUAUGUCUCCACCGAACCAAGCAGCGAUCAACAGCUGCAACAACAGCAGCAGCAACAGCCGAAUUACUAUGAUCCUAUUAUGCAGAUGCAGUAUCCAAUACAGUAUCAGCCGGUGGCUGUGCCACCAGCAGCAACCACAGGUUAUCAAGUGUUAGCUGGUUACUAUCCGCCCAUGGAGAACUAUCCAUCGCAGGUGUAUUACACUCAACAAACAGAAUACACACAGGAAUAUCAACAGCAGGAACAACAACCAACUCAAUCAGAGCUUAAUCCAGAGGUUGCUGCUUAUCAACCAGAAAUUGUGGAACACUCAUAUAUACUUGAGCCAUAUCGCACAGAUAUCAACCUAACGGGCUCUUCGACAACAGGUAAUAGUGUGCUUGAUCGUGUGGUCACCACACUGGCAUCCAUGGUGCAACAGAGUACCGAACCUCUAACUACAAGCACACAACAGAUACAACCUACUGUUGUUACACUACAUCAGGAACCUGAGCAGGUUUACAUUGAGGAGCACGUGCAGAUGUUGCGUCCUGUAGAACCACAGGAAUUUGAAAUGAAUGAGCCACGUCCUGAUAUAACUUUUGGUCAAUUUGAUGUAGAUGCUAUUGAGACCAUUCCCAUUGAAUUAGCACAGCCUCAGCAACAACCUCAGCCUCAACUACAAUUUGAUCAUCAACUACAACAAGCACCGCAAUCGCAAAGUCACACGACAGUGACGACAACGCGAUUUGUGGAGGAAACGAUUCACUCGCAACAGACAGAGCCAACUGUGAUAGCACCGACGACGCCGGAAAUCGUAGCAGCCCAAGAGACUGUUCUAGUAGUACGUCCUAAAGUGCAAGAGCCCAAUCAGAAUCAGCAAAAGCAACAACAAAGUCAAGAUACAAGUGCUGGCAGCACGUAUGCAGAAGUGCUUUUUGGUCAAUUACAUCGAGCACAACAUCCAGUUUUCCAGCCAUCCAGUCAACAGCAACAACAACAGAUCCCAGUACGUAUAGCUGCCCCUUUGCCGCAAAUUCGCAAUGCUGAUCAUGCAACAACCACUAAACACACAACAAUUACCACCAUAAAGAGUCAACAACAAGCAAAACGUCCAGAAAAGUCUCUUGAUGUUGCUACUGAAAAGAUUUCCAGGCCAAAACGACAACGCCAUGAGCCACAACCGGAACUAUUGCCAAUCAAGGUCAGCACCAGAAAGGAGACAAAAACGAACCGUAAACAUAAAUCUCCCGAAACAAAUGGUGCUAAUGUUGAGCGCACAAUUAUUGUGGAAGAUGUACCUUCUGAGGUUAUCCAAGUCGAGGAGCCUCAAAGACACCCGGAGCCUAAGAGCCGCAAGUCUAAAAAAACUAAAAAGCCAGCGGAACAGUUAGUUGAAUCAUCCACUGAACCAGAGUUGAGUUCAAUCGAAAGGGUGGUUGAAACCACAACGAAAACAAUUACAAAGACUGUGACUACGCCAACUGUUGAAGUUGUCAAAACGGAAAUUUCUAUUACACCGGAAACAACAGCAGUGACUUCCUCUGGACCGAACAAAAAAGAUAGAAAGAAGCACACACCAAAGGAAAAAAUAGUUGAGUCAGUUGUCGAGAUCAUUCAAAAGGCAGAAAUUUUGCCAGUUGUAGAGCCAACCAUUGAACCAACUACGACAGCAUCGAAGAAAGAUAAGAAGUCCAAAAAUGUGGUUGAAACAAUAACUACUACCACAAAACGUGUUCAGCCAGUUGUGAAGGUUGUUGAACAACUAGAAACUGUUUCCGUAGUUGAGGAACCGAUUUCUGAACCAAGUCCUGUUCCCAAUCAAGCAAAGAAGAGCAAAAAGAAGUCCACAACAAUUGUAGAAACCACUACAACCACAAACGACAUUGUAAAGCCAAUUGAGGUCGCUGGCAAAGUUGAAGGUCUUGUUGAACCAACGCCUGUUCCAGCACCUUCUAAAAGGGAUAAGAAGAAGACUACAACUGUUGUGGAAACCACGGCCAUUAUAGAACAUAUUGCUAAACCAGCUGAGGUUAUUGAACAGGUUGAAGCUGCGGUUGAAACAACUCCUGAGUCGACUCCUGUUCCAUUAUCUGUUUCACCACCUUCCAAAAAAGACAAAAAGACUACGACUGUUGUGGAAACAACGACACUCACGAACGAUAUUGUGGCACCUGCUGAAGAGGUGAUUGAAUCAACUCCUGAACAAGUUCCCGCUCAAGCUCCUAUUUCAGCUCCUUCUAGAAAAGACAAGAAAAAGUCCACUACUGUUAUGGAAACUACGACUACUACAAAGGAAAUAGCAACAGCAGUCGAGGUUAUUGAACCUGUUAUUGAACUAGCUCCUGCACCAGUUGCUGAAGCAGCGCCUCUACCAGUUGCUGAACCAGACCUGGCAGCAGCUCCAACAAAGAAGGACAAAAACAACACCACAACUUCAGUGGAAACUACGACGAUUUUCAAGAAUACAGUUGAGCCAUCUCUUGAGAUUGUAGAACAAAUUAAUAUUGUGCCCAUUGAGGAACCAGUUAUCGAAAAGAAAAUUGUGGAAUCAACUAUUGAGAAAGAAGAGAAACCUAAGAGCAUAGGUAUAUCAAAGAAGGAUAAAAAACGCGAAAUGAUUCAAGAUACAGUUCAAGUGGAACAAAAGUCAACAGAGACGGCAACAAAUGGAGUUGAAAUCGUUGAGUCAAUUGUUAGUGAUCCCGUGAAUCAGAUAGCUACCAAUACGCAGAUCACAGAAUUUGUAGAGCCAGAGGUGUCUUCCAUUAUUUUGGUAACUGAGCCAAUAUCAACGAUUGCCACAACCGAAACAAAUGACACUUUUAUAGAAAGUGACCCUGUGAUUACCACUUCCACUAACACGAUUUCAACGGAUAGUGGUACUACUACUAUAACAACCAGAACUAUAACCAAACAUAUUACUAAGCGUAUUGUAAAGCGUAUUGUCGAUGGCAAAGAGGAGAUCGUUGAAGAAGAUGUCAUUGACGAUUUGCCAGAGGAGAAUAUUUCUGUGGAGCAUUAUGAGCUUCCUGCAAUUGAAUCGACAACUUCAACUCCUGUUUCACUGCCUGGACUUUCUGCAACGCAGGAUACAACUGUGGUUCAAGGUGGAUCCAUUACAAAGACCACAAUCACCAAGACGAAACGCAUUCUGAAACGAAUAACCGCAAAUGGUGAAGAAGUGGUGGAAGAGGUCUUUGAGGAUGAGCCCGAAGUGGAACGUGAUGUCACCCUACUUCCGACAACAGUUCUCACAUCGACAAACGUCAGUGUUGAAACACAAUCGAGUGUGUCACAGGAACAAAUUCGUGAUGCUGCUGAAAGUGCCAUUGAGGAGAUUGUAGAUAAGGCUGAAAAGUUAACUGAGCCACAGAAGCCAUCACGUAAGGACAAAAAUAAGCCAGAGACUAGUUCCAUAGUGAAGGAAACUGUUGAUUUUAUUGCGGCUGAGUCAGAGCAGAAACCACACAAACCAAGUCGUAAGGAUAAGAGAAAGAAGCAGAUCAAAUCUGAGAGUGAAGAAGUUAAUCCAAAUAAUAAUGAUGCCAUAACAAAACUAGAAAGUCCUAUCAUGCAAAAUGUAGCCGAAAUUACCGAGCCACAAGUACCACUAGAAACCACAGAGCCCCUGAAUACAACAAGUGCAAUUUCCAUUGAUAUAAAUCAACCUCUGUCCACGGAGACGUCUGCUAACAGUGAUGAUGGUAGUCUCGUUAAGACGACCGUGAUACGAACCACAAAGAUCGUAAAGAAAAUCAACCAGCAAGAUGGCCAAGAAAUGUCGACUUCAACACAUUCAGAUGUACCCUCAUUGGAUUCGUUUGAACUCCUCGAAAAAACUGUCGAAUCACCUAAGGUAGAGAAAUCUGAGAUGAAUAGUCGUGAAAUCAGUGACGAGGGUGUUGUUAAGACAACUAAGACAACAACAAUUCGUACAAUUAAAAAUACUAAAAAUGAAGCUGACAAGGAAGUUCUAACAGAGAGUGCAAGUGAAGUGGAAGUUAUUCCCGAAUCUCCAACGACUGAAGAUACUGUACAAAGCGAAGAUGGUUCUGUGUUAAAGACCACAACAGUGCGCACGACUCGAAUCGUUAAGAAAAUUGCCAAUGACGGUGAAAAUGUCAGCGAAACGAGCAGCUUGACUGAGCCCAUUGUUGAAUCCAUCAUCCACGAUGCACCAAUUGUAGCAGAAUCUGUGACCACUGAAUCAAACAGUGAGGGUAUCACAAAGACUAUAACCACGCGCACCACUAAGGCUGUAAAUAAAUCAAUUUUAACCGAAUCUGUGGACGCGCCUGUUUCUGAACAAAUUGUUUUUGGAGCGGAGCAAACUGUCGAACAACCCCCUAUUCCAAUGGAAAGUGUAGAUAUUAAAACAUCUACAUUGGAUUUCAUUACUUCCGAACAACAGAAUAUCGUACCAGUACCCGAUAAGAAGCCACGGAAAUCAAAGAAACAGAAGGAAGCUCCUCUUUCCAAAGAGAAACAAGAAACACCUGAAAUUCAGACAGUCCCAACCGAAGAGCUAGUUGCCACAACCGAGAAGCUGGUUGCUCCAUUUGUUGCGGAACCAAAACAAAAGAUUUUGCCUCAGGAAACACCUGAAAUUAAGGCAGUCCAAACCGAUAAGGUAGUUGCUCCACUUGUUGAGGAACCAAAACAAGACGUCUUGCCAACAGAACCUUUCUAUGAGAAUGCUGGCAAUGAUGUGGUCAAGACUACAAUCGUCAGGACAACGAAGAUUGUUAAGAAAAUCUCACAGAAUGUUGAUAGUGAGGCAGUGUCUGAAGUGGUAUCAACUCCGGAAAUGGAAAGCGAACAACCUGCUGAGCCCCUUGAAGUUGUUGAGGCUCCAAUAACUGAGGAUGCUGGUGGUGUAACAAAAACAACAACUGUGCGAACCACAAAGAUUGUAAAGAAGUUAAAUGAAGACGGCGAGACAACAACCGAGGAGAGCAGCACAAUUAGUGAACCAAUCACCGUUCGGGAAGGAUCUCCGACGAUUUCGGAAAUACCAAGUGAAGCGUCAACCACAUCUAGUCAAAUAGAUGGUGCCAUCAUAAAGACAACAACAAUUCGUACAAUGCGAAUAACCAAGAGAAUUACAAAUGACGGACGUAUAGUUCUUACGGAAAGUGACACACCAAGUGAUGUGGUUGUUACAUCUAGUAUUGAAAUGCCCGAUCAAAGACCAGUUAGUCCAGUGAUAGUAUCAAGUACAACAUCCCCUGUUGUCACUUCAAGCAGCGAACAGAAAUUCGAAAAUGUUGGUGUCAAUAUUGAGCUAGGUGUUAGGGACACUGCAAGCAAAUCCGGUGUUAAAGUUAUAGGCAUUGAGACAACAGAACUACCUACUACAUUAUACUCUGAGAAAACAACACAUAGUUCAACGAAUGGCGCUACAAACGAAACACACACUAUUGCCACUACUACGACAACUACCAAAAAUACGAUACUUACGACCACACAACGACGUAGCUUCGAAACCGAAGAUGGCACAAAUGUUCUUUUCGUGGGAGAAGGCAUUGACGGAGCCUAUCCACCAGGUACAGUUCAGAAAAUUUCGCUCAUUACUCAUGAGGAGAAGUUGAAGACUCCAAUCGUGAAAAUGCAUCUCGAUUUUCCGGAGGUUAGUCUCCGUGUGACUGAGACUGUCACUGAGAAUAUUGAGUCACUGCAAAGAACUGCCGAAUCGAAUACAUCUUCCUUAGUGGAGGUUGUAGAGUCUGUCGCCUCAGAUAUUGUAAAGCCCGUUAAUCCCAGCAUUUCUGUUACCUCUACUGAUACUGUUGUCACCUCUAGUGAGGAAUCAUCUUUGAAGGUAGCACAGAAAGACAAAGAGACUAAGGUUUCCAUAGAACAGGUUGACAAAACAAUUGUAGGUGCAAAGGAUAGUGAGCCCCCCACCGAUUUGAGUCCAGAAGAGCAAAAGCUUUUCGAAGACAUUCAAAAGAAACUGUCCAAGAAAGAUAAGAAGAAGCGUCCCGCAAUUCCCGAAGAAUUCAUUAAGCAGGAAUCCCAGAUCCUUGUUGCAGAAAGCAAAGGUAAUGAAAUAAUUGCUAUACCUGUAGUAGAUGAAAAACAAUCUUUAAUUAAUAUUACUACCUCAUCCAAUGAUAAACCAGUCCAUUUAGCUCAAAAUCUUUUGCAAGAUGUGAGUUUGAUUUCCAAAGCAAAUACAAUCGAGCAUGCCAAAGCUGAUACACUCUAUCACGAAAAAAUGCAAGAAACGCCAGAUAUUCCUUCCUCUAUUGAAAGUCUAAAAGAAACGCAAUUAGAUAUUCCAUGUGAAAAACAGAACUUCCCAGAUCCUACUAAUACCGCUAAACAAAUUGUUCCUGCCAAACCAAGCGCAUUAAUUGCUGAAGCAUUUGUGGCUAACACGGAAUUAUUAACGCAAGAACUUGACGAACUGCUACAAUCGCUCUCAACCGUCGAGGAUGGCAUUGGAAAUAUGAACUACAGCAGCUUGGAAGGCAUGCUACAGGGACUGAAGCUAAUCCAAGACAAUCUGGAAGUACACGAGAAAGAAGCACGCAACCUCAAGGAACAAGCGAAGGCAUUGCCCACAGAUCCGGCUACCGAGCGUCUGCUUAACGAAACUACAGAUCGAAUUGAUCUGCUUUUGCGACGCACACAGCAAGGCAUCACCAUGAUAGCCAACGCAAUGCAUGGUCAAAAGAAGCGCGAGCAGGAGAUCGAUGAGUAUCAGCGUCAUUUAUUGGAACUCGAACGGUGGAUCAACGAAGUAUCCGCCGAACUGGCCUCGUUUGAGACAACGCCCGAGAGCACCAACGAUGAACUUGUGCUCAAGACACAGGUCGAACGCAGCCAGCAAUUAUUGCGCACGUUAAAGGAGCGCCAGCAGUCUAUGGAUGAUUUGGUUGAGCAGACACGUCAAUUGCAGGGCCAACCCGAUGUGGCUCCUUUGGCCGAUACACUUAUGGAACAGCUCCAGAGCAUAAUCAUCAUAUUGCGUGAGCAAAUCACUGUGGCGACCACACGUAUCUUCACUAUUGAGAAACGCAUCGUGGAGCUGCGCAAGGCCAAGAGCGAUGAUGCUCAGCGACAGCGUGUGCUGGAGGAUGCCAAGAUUCAGCCACCAAUUAGCACUCAUACGGCACCUGAAUCAAUCGAAUCCAACGAGAACACAAUUGAUUCCAGCUCGAUGCCUGAGGAGGAAGUCAAACCAACCGGCAUCUAUGUGGAGACGCAGACAUCAUUCAGUGAACGACAGCCAGAGCAACAGUUGCCACAACAGCCUGUUCAACCACAGAUAACCACUAGUAAUGUGGAGGCCCAAACAAGUUUCCAGGAACCUCUGCCAGUGGCGCCCGUUGAAACAGCUGAAGUGGCACUGCAAACGCUAAAGGAACGUCCACCAACUGAGAACAUAAUGGUGACGCAGACACUGCAGGAUGGCCAACAGACGAUACAGAUUGAUACGACUCUGAACAAGCAUGUCGAUGAGACACCCGAGAAUGUGGAGAUCGAGGCGCGUUAUCAUCAGCAGCCCAAGGGCGAUGUUGACCGUGCCACCGAGUUGAUACUGAAAAAUGUACCUCAGGCAUUCGAAACUACAUUCGUGGAGCCCGAUGACACAACCACCGAGGUGGUUGUUGGUGCAGAUGGCACCAAGCAUAUUGUUGUGAAGAAGAUCACAACUCGUACGCGUCAACAAAUCGUGCAACAACAACAGAUCAGCUCCAUCGAGACUGUCAGCGAUGCCGAUGGCAACAUUGAAGUAAAGUCUACUGGUCAAAUCAAUUUGGAGAAUGUGCAGAACACAGAUACCAUUGCUGAUCCCCAACAGAGCAGUGUACGCACUGUGAUCACACAGCAGACAAGAGGCACACUUCUGGAUGGCUCUCAGCCUGAUACGGUAACUGUUAGCGAGUUCGAAACCGAGCCAGUGAUUGAGCAAUAUGAGCAGCUGAUGAGUCCUGAUACCGAAGGCAAAUUGCAACCAUUCCGUGCCGAAGCUGGACAGUCUGACCUGGAGACACACGGCAGCAUACGCACCGUGAUGCAGCAGGUGACGCGCAAGGUUAUACGCAAAACACGCAAGAUUAUCAAGCAUGUGACAAUCGUUAACGGAAAGGAGCAUGUGACUGAGGAAAUUGUUGAGGAGCCAGAAGAGAUUGAGGUCACGGAAGAGGAGACAUCACCGCAUGUGAAUAUCAACAUAGUGCGAACGGUGAAUGGCAAAGUGGUGAGUGAAGAGGAGUUCCAGCGUUUGAUGCAGGAGCCAGGUGUCGUCAUCGAAGAAGUUGCGACGGACCUGUCCCAAUCAGAGACAGUGGAACCGCAGCAACAGGUAUUUGAUAUUGAGUCUAUCAACAUCAGCACCACAACAACAACACAACCAGAACAACAACCAGAACCACAACAACAACUCGAUAUACAGACAGCACCAACAACAACUACAACCAUUACAACAACAACCAAAACAACUGAAACGACUAAAGAAGCACCUGUAGAAUUGUCAGCACCUCAAGUAGACAUUGAAGAAACCGUAGAAGUUGCAACUACCAGUCCCGUUAAUGUUACAGCAGCGGAAGUAACUACAACUACAACAACAACGACUAGCACAACAACUACAACUACAAUUCCACAAGAAAUCCCAACAACAACACCAAUAGAGACUGAAAUAGAGACCAAGACAGAGAGUGAGAUCGAAAUUGAGCCUGUGGUUGAAGAUAUCAAUGAAAUUUGGCCAGUCGAACAUCAUCUGAAUCCCACAAACAUUGAAUUCUCUGAUCAUGAAACCACACUCAUUCGACAGACAGCUGGCGGUCUACCAGCUGAAGAUCCUUCCAUGCCAGUUGAUACCAUUUGGCCAACAAGUCCCGAAACUGGCAAUUCUGUCUCUCUCGAAUCCUAUGAAUUUGAACCAACAUCCCCAAGACCUGAGACUGAACAACCUCAAGUUGAGGAGGAGCCACAAAUACCUAAAAAGACUGACACGGAAGCCUUCCUGCAAGCAGAACAAGCACAAGCUGACCCUAUUAAGGAACAGCCCCAGACUACAGCAGCAAUUGCAACUUCAGAAUCACCAGUUAUUUCUGAAAUUGUCGAAACGAAGCCGCCCCAAACUGAUGUGCGUGUGGCAACUCAACUGUUCAUUUCUGGCGAGGCAGCUGAUGCCGAAUCCCCACGUAAAACCUACCAGAUCACAGCACCUUCGGUGGCUACAGCUGCCGGAGUUGGUGUACUAAAGGUGGCUAUGGAUGUGGCAGAACCGGCAGCACAACUGCCCGGCAAGGUUACUAUGUCCAUUGUAGAAACUGUUGUUGCCUCGACCCCAGAUCGUGAUGAUGACGCUAGUACCAAGCGAAGUCGAAAGAAAAAGAAGAGAAGAGAUUCGGAACCUGUCGAAGAUCUUACACAACCAAAGACUGAACCCAAAGUGGAAGCUUUGCCCGAGCCGAUUCCUGUUUCCGAUAUCGAAGCGGAGUCUGUGCAUGAAACUGGCUACGAAGCCGAAGAAAAGACUGUUGCCGAUGACGAUGAUUCCACGGAUUCGAAGAAGAAACGCCGCAAGAAGAAGAAGCAGCAAAAGGAAAAAGCUGAGGAAGAAGAUUCACAUGCACCCAUCUCUUCCGACAACUCGCCACGUGACGACACCGCUAGCAUUGAAUCGGAGGGCAAGGUGCGUCAUGAAUCGAUUGUGCAGAUCAGCGAUGAGAGUAACUUGUCCAGCAUCGACAUUGAUACAACCGUCAAAGUGAUUGAGGAUGCAGUUAUUACUUCACCUUCGGAGUCGCCACGCCAACCAUUCACUGAACUGGUUAUCCCAACAGAAGUCGUUGAGCUCGCACUCGUCGAGGACGUGGAGCAGCAGACGACACCACGUGUGCCAACACCAACAGCUGUAGAAGUCGAGCAAGAGAUUAAAUCCUCGCAGACAUCGCCACAGCAUCAGCCACAGCUCGAUGAGACGGCAGUGCAAACCAGUCUGGAUGUGCAACCCGACAAUCAGGAAAAUGAAUCCCAAACACUGAUUGUGGAGAUUACGGAAACCGAAGCUCAGACGACGCCACGUACGCAGGACGAGCAGCCGGAGCCAGUAGAAGUCUCGACAACAGAAAUCCAAACCGAUGUCAGCGGCCAACCCCGCGAGACUGUCGAGAUAUCCAGUCAAACAAUUGUGACAACCACCAUUGAAAAGGAGUUGCAAACAACGCCUAAGGAAUCUCCACGUGAUGUUGAGCCCAGGAGUGAACAAGUGGUGCCAUCGCUGGUUAACGAUUUGGUUAAGGAUAUGACCAUUGAUUUGCCAGUACCCACUACAGAGCAGUCCACGUUCACAGAAGUGACGACCACAACGGAGACGCAAAUGCAAACAAUGACACCGGAGCCCACAGAGCAAUUGAUGGCUGCCAACACUGUGGAACCUGUCGAGGUGAACGAUGUACUUGUGCAGACCACACCGAGACAGGAUAGCCCGCAACAGCCAGCUUCCCUGGAAGACAGCUCACUCACUACCACAUCCAUUUCGGAACCAUACGAGCUGGAGGUGCGUACCACAGUGGCCAUACCACCUGACUCGGAUACAUCCGUGGUGGAGCCAACUUUGUAUGAGUACACCCAAACAAUUGAGCUGCCCAAGCCGGAGAAGCCCAGCAAAAAGGGCAAAAAAGCCAAGAAGGAUGCCAAGGAGCCACCAGCAGUGCCAGAAGUGGAUCAACAAAUCAGUGUUACAGUUGAGAUUGCACCUGAGCUGUUGUCGGAAUCGGGCAUUGUAAUCUCCACCAACCAGCAAGUGGAAGAGGUGCCAUGUGUGCCACCUACAGUCGAACCAAUUGAGCCCGCUGAGAGCGGUGCGCAGAAACCACAAAGGGUUCAGCUGCAAAUCACCAAAACAACGGUUUACGACGAGUAUCCCGAUCUGCCAGUGCACAUCACCGAGCAGAAUAAGGUAAGCAUUGCCUCGCAGCAGCAACAGAGCAGCAGCAGCAAGUCACGCACUGGACCCACCUCGUCAGUAACCAUUGAAGAGGUUGCCUCGCCCACCGAGGAGCUGAUUGUGCCCAUCACACCGGGCCCCGAUGUCAAUCAAGAAAACAUUUGGGUCGCACCCACGAGCAACGUUAAUGUGGCGCCGACUCCGCUAGAUGCUUCACAAGCGCUAAUCAUGAGCGAGAGCCUGCAGCUUUAUCCGGGCAACAAGCAGCAACAGCAGCCGCAAGUGUUGUGGACUGAAACUAAGGAGGCCAUUGAUAAUCGUAUCAGGCAUCUGAAACAAGCCUCACCACAGCAGCAAACACCGCUAAGCGAUGUGCUGCACUUGGCAACACUGUCCGAGCAGAUUAAGCAAGUGCCCAGUGAACAGCGCCUAGUAGAGGUCAACGAUGGGUUACAGUCUUUGGAUGCGGCCAUUCGCAGUGGUGACAAAACCAUCAUACACACUACUGUUAUCACGGUCAUUGAAAAGGUCUCAACCUGGCUGGAAACGAUCGAGUAUCGUGUCUAUUUGAUACGUCAGAACUCAAAUGAAGGUCCUUCCGAACAGAAGCUGAGCAACUACAAUACACUGAACGAUGAGUUGCAUGCCAUCAAACACAAUGUUCAAACAUUGGAGGGGCAACUGCAGCACGUUGACAAACCAUUGGGUGAGGAGCUCUUGCAAUGUGUGGACACACUAAAGGAGCAUGUGGAUGCAGUGCAGCAGGUGACGCAGCAGAAUCAAGAGCAAGACAGCAAUGAUCUUGACAAGUGGCACAACUUUGAGCUGCUCUUCCACGAAGUGACUGUCAUGCAGGAACAACUGCAGCUUCGCUACGAGCAGGCAAUCAGCCAAGAGCAUCCGCUCUCCGUGAAGCUGGCCAUACUUAAUGAGCUUGAGCAGCAGCACGCAGGUUGCCAACAGCCGUUGGCUGAGCUCAUGCAGACGGCACGCUUUGUGCAACGCGAUUUCCCCGGCAAGAAGAUGCCCCAGGAUGUGCACGCCGCUUACGAGGCGAGCAUGAACAUUGGCAACAGCAUCGAGGCGGAGCGCGAUCGUCUGCUGCAACUGCAAUCCCUGGCCGAGGAGUACGAGCAAACGCUGAAGGAGUUCACCAACAUCACAGUAUUAGCCGACAAGAUGAUGGAGAGUCCGAUUGUAUCCAGUUCGCUGGAGCAGCUGAACAACGAGGUGCAGAAACAACGCAAGUUCUUUGUCAAUCUCAGCCAUUGCCGGGCCAUGCUCGAGUCUUUGGAGGAGAACAUUGACAGCGAGACGCGUGAGAAGCACUCGGAACUGCACAAGGAACUCUAUCAGAAGGCCACACAGCUGUUGGAGCGCGCCUCAGAACGUUCCUCGAAGCUGGUGCAAGCCGCUUCCCGCUGGACUGUGCUGGAGAAGGGCAUGCGUGAUGAGUUGCAGUGGCUACAGGUGGCACAACAACGUGUGCCAGAUCUCUCGGCUGUAACUUCCGCCGAUUACGAUCAAUAUGCCACGCUCUAUCAAUCGCUGAGCAAUGACAUCUCGCAUCACUAUGUGAAGAUGACCCAACUCUCGGGCAUAGCCAACAAACUGCAAUUGCUGGUCCAAGCACCAAAUCUGGUGGAGGAAACGAACGAGGCGCUGAUUGUAUUGUUGAAGCUGCGCGAAGAAGUUGCACUAUAUCUGCAUCGCCUGUUGAUCUUCAAGGAAAUCUGGGUGCAGUACGAACAACAGACCGACAAAAUGGAGGCAUUCGUACGCGAAGCGGAGCAGGAAUUGCGUCAAAUCCAAAUACCCACGAAACCCACAGAGGAGCCCAUACCACAUAUGCGUCAGUUCUGGGAGAUCAAGGCACGCUUUGAGCUCCACAACAACAUACGCAAUGAGGCAGGACACAGUUUGGAGAAAUCUCUAAAGGUUAUUCCAUUGGCCGAUGAGAUGCUGCAACGACAAUUCCAUGCCCAGCUCGAGGAUCGCUGGCAAGCCGUGGCCCAGGCCAUCGAGCUCAUCCAGCACAAUAUUGUGGAGUGCCUCUCCUCGGAAGAUAUGCCGCCCGAUGAGAAACUGAAGUUGGUCGAACGUGAAUUGCAGGAAAUCUACCUGACCAUGACCAGCAUGAAGGGUGUUAUCAAGAACGAGGAGGAACUCAGUCUGUACAUUGAGCGGGUUCAAGUGCUGCGCACUCGCGUCGGCUUCAUUGGCAACGAACUGGGUCGCAUUGGCCUCCAGGAGCCUGCGAUUGAGCCCGAGAAGGUGGGCGAACUCUUUGCUCUGUCUCACAAGAUUACCACACAGAUUGCUGAGGAACUCGAAUUUGCUUCCGUGCUGCGCGAUCAGCUGCAGGCCAUACACGAAGGCAUCAGCAAUCAGCGCAAACAUCAGGCCAAGAUCUCGGUCAUACUCGAUGAAUGCGAGGCGGCCGAACGUCAAGGAGCCGAUGUGAUCGAGAAGGCCGUUGCCGAUUGCCAGGCAGCCGGUGAAGAACUCGUUAACAGUUGGCAGGAAAUAAUGCGUAUACGCCAAAUGCUCCACACGCUGCCCAUGCGUCUGAAGAUGUCCGUGUCGCCUGUGAAACUGGAACGUGACAUAUCGCAACUGCAAGAUGAUCAUGCUUUCCUCGAGAGCAAGUGCACCAAUAUCAUGGCCAUACUACGCAAUCGUUUGGCUAUCUGGCUGCGCUACGAGCGACAGUUGGAGCUGGUGCAUGGCUCUGUGCAGGAGACGGACUUUAUGAUGGAACUGAUACGUGUCCACGGACAGGUUGACUACGAACGCCUGCGCAAGGCCACCGAGAGAUUGGAGGGCUUGGCUGGUGAUCUGCAUAAUCGAGAGCAAUUGCUGGACGAGCUUAAGGGCGCCGCAAAGCCAUUGAUCGAGAGCUGUGAUGUCCAGAUAGUCGAGCAAAUUGAGUCGGCCGUACAGGAUGCAGUAGUCGCCUGGAAUGAUACCACGGAUAAUCUGCAACAGCUUUGCACACGCUAUCAGCGAGCCGUUGAGCUUUGGGAUAAAUAUCGUAACGCGUCGGCGGCGGUCAAGAGUUGCAUUGAACAACAAAUGGAUAGCGUAAAGUCGCUCGAGCAGCCCUUGGAUGCCAUGCAACAUGCCAAGGUCUGUCAAGACAAUCUCACCACACAGAAUGAUCGUCUGUUGGAACUGCGCGACAUUGUCGCCAAAAUCGCCGCAGAUGUUGGCCUGGAUGCCUCAUCGUUGAUGCAAGGUGAACUCGAUGCGUUGGGUCAGCGUUUGGCCGAAUGCAAGGAUGCGAUAACGACGCUGGCAAACGUGGCCGACACACAAGACAAGGAGCGCAAACAACUCGACAAGGAGGUGACACAGGCCAAGGUCUACUUCAACAAUGUGCAGCAGGAUAUUGCACGUGGCGAGCCGCAGACGCCCAAGGAGAGCGAAGAGCAGUUGGCCGCACUGCGUGCCCAUCUGCAGACACUCGCUCGCACCGAGGAGCAGCUCCGUCAAUUGCGCGAACGCCAGCAGAACAACAGCAACCAUGUGCUGGCUCCCGCCGAUGCCAAUGCCGCUGAUGAUAGCAUUCUCGAGGUGUUGGCGCUGUGGCAGAAGAUAUUCCAGGAUACCUUCCAGGAGUAUCAUCGCCUCUCCACUCGACUGGCACGCACCCAAAACAGCUCGGAAGCGUUGCGCCUGUGGCGUCAAUACCUGCAGCAUGUGCAAUCGUUCCUGGCUUGUGCCAUACCCGAGGACUACAGCAGUCUGCGCGAACAGCAACAACUGUGUGCCAUCCACCAGAAUCUGCUCAUCUCUCAACAAAGUGUGCUCUCCGAGACGCCUCUCGAAUCGGAACUGUCCGAGCAGUACAAGGCGCUGACGAAUCUGCACAACGAGACACUGUCGCGGAUUAUGCAGCGCAACGAUGAACUGGAACAACGUGUGAGCGGCUGGAAUGCCUAUCGCCAGCAGUUGGCAUCGCUGCUCGACUGGCUGCGACAACGCGAAGCCGAGCGCAAUGCGCUGCAACUGCGCUACAUUCAUCUGAAGCGUGUGCCACAUCUGAAGGCGCGUCUCGAUGCAUUGCUGUUGCAGCUGGCACGUGGCGAGCAGCAGAGUGCGGCACUGAAGGCACAGCAGCAACAGUUGCUGCCUUAUUGCGACGAUGCGCUGGCCACCGCCAUGCGCAUGGAGCAGGCGAGCAUCAAUCAGCGUAUUAGCAAUCUGCGUGCCGCCCUCGAAACCUGGCAGAACUUCCUCAAGCGCAUCAAACAGCUGUCCGAAUCGUACGAUGAACGUGUGCAGCAUCUGCAGACGGAGUUCGGCAAGGCACAGCAAUUGUUGGAUCAGGAAGCCGAACACCCGGCCACACAGCCAGCGGAGAUUGAGCAGCGUUUGGGUGCAUUGCGGGCGCAGCGUGUCCAACUGGCUGCCCAGGCACCGGCGCUGGAGAGCCUUACGGUCAGUCAGGAGGAGCUGAAGGAGUGCAUCAGUCCGCACGACAUGAAGGCGAUACGUCAGCGCAGCUUCCUGCUUUGGCAGCAUCAUGCCGACCUCGACUAUCAGCUCUCCGUGCUCAUCAACUCGAUUGAGGAGCGUCUGUCGCUGCUGUCCAAUUACCAGACCAGGUACGGACGCAUCUCGCAGUGGCUGCGUACUCUCGAGGAGCGUGUGGAGCGCGAUGCCGAUGUUGCGGCCAUGGCCAAUCCGGAACAGGCAGCCAAACAGCUUGAGCAGCAGAUCAAUGGUGAGCUGCAGCUGCGCGAUAAGGAACGCGAAUGGUUGCUCUCCGCUGGCCGGGAGCUACUCACACUCUAUGCGGAUGCUUCGCCGCAAUCGCAGGAGGUGCGCGGUCAGGUGCAGCAGCAAAGUGAUGCGCUCAUCGAUCGCUGGAAUCGUCUCAAAUUCCUGUGCAAACAGCGUGCCACCAAGAUUGGCGAACUGAAGCAAACGCUGCUGCGUCUUGAGGAACGUAUUGCGCUAAUCCGUGCCUGGCUCUUUGAGGUGGAAUCACAGCUGGACAAACCGUUGAGCUUUGAGAGCUACACGCCAAAUGUCAUCGAAGCGAAGCUCCACGAACACGAACAAAUUCAACGCUCGAUUGAGCAUCAUAGCAGCAAUGUAGGUGAGGUCUUGAACCUCGUCGAGAUGCUGCUGAACGAUGCGGACAGUUGGCGCACCCAGGUCAAUACAACUGGCCUGGCAUCAUCUGCCCAAAAUCUGGAGCAACGCUGGAAAAACGUUUGCAGUCAGUCCGCGGAUCGCAAGCAACGCAUCUUGACCACUUGGAAUCUGCUGCAGGAGCUCAUAAAGCUGACCACUGAACAAAAAUCGUGGGUGGCCAAGCAGGAGUCGCAGCUGUCCAGCUACGAGCGUGAUCAGAAGUAUGUGAACAAGCAGAAGCUCGAGGAGCGACAGCAGGCACUGCGUGCCAAGCUCCAGGAGCUGGAAAUCGAGUCGGUUAAUCUGCGUCUACUGGAACAAACGUAUGCCAAGCUGACGAGUAGUCCUGGCGUUGAGCCCGAGAACAUUCAGAAGCUGACGCUUCCCACCAAGGUGAUGGUCAGCAAGUGGCGUCAGCUGACGCCGCGUUUCCAAACGCUGCUCGAUGCCAUCGACAAGGACGCCAAGGUGAUGCGUGACUUUAACAACGCUCAACUGGAACUAACCAAAUCCCUGACGAGUAUUCAAAAGGCGCUCGAGCAAGUCCCGAAUGCGGAGAGCGAUGCGACCAACGUUGAACCACAAGCUGUGCUGCAGCGUCUUGAGGGUCUGGAGCGCAAGUUGCAACAGACCGAGCAGCAGGUGCAGCAAGCGGAUGCUUUAGGCAAAGAGGCUGAGGUGCGCACCAAGCAACAGCCAGCGCAGCUGAAGCAGUUGCUCAAGCUGAUCACAGAGUACACUCUGCUGUGGAAGACGGUGCAGACGCAACUGGUCACCGUGAAGACCACUUGGGCCGCACGUGCAGCCAAGCAAUUGGCCGGUGCCGUCAAUGAGACACACGCCAGUGUCCAGGUGAACACGCUGUCCCAGCGCAAGCUUCGACAGGCGCAACUGCAGCGGGAAACCUCGAUUACGGCCAAGGAUGCCUACAUCAUGGAACUGCAGACGGCGAUUACCGAGUGCCGCAACAAUCUGGAUGAACUGCAGCGCACCAUUGUGGACAAGACCCGCAAGCCGGGUCCCCAGAAAAUUGCCAAGCUGCUGGGCAAUGCCCAAUCCUCGACGGAGUUGGUGAAGCAUCUUAGCAAUCUGCUCGUCACCGAAUGCAAUGCGGAUAAUCAAGCGGCGCAAGUGGACACCGUAUCAGAGCUAACGUUGCGCUUUGAAACGCUGCAGUCGCAGUGGAAGGCGCGACAACAGCACGAUCAGAAUGCAAGGUGCCUGCUACCUGCGGCCUCCAAGUACACAUGCAUACAUGAGGUCGGUCGGCUAACGUGUCCGCUCUGCACGCAACGCAACUGGCAGCAGAUCGACAAUGAUCUGUGGCGUCUGGAGCAGUGGCUGCAGUUUGCCGAGAGCACUCAGAAAUCCCAAACAACGCCGCCCUCGAACAUUGAGCUGCUGGAGGAUGUGACCCAAGAUCAUCGCGAGUUCUUGCUGGAUCUGGAGAGUCACAAGUCGAUCAUCUCGUCGCUAAAUGUGGUCGGUGAUCAUCUGGCCACGCACACGCUGGACACGGAGAAGGCACGUCAACUGCGCGGCCGUCUCGAGGCCGACAAUGAGCGCUGGAAUAAUGUGUGCAUCAAUGCCACCAAAUGGCAGGGUCUACUGCAGACAGCGCUCAUGGGCAACAGCGAGUUCCAUCAGACCAUCGAUGAGCUGGUCGAGUGGCUGCAACGCACCGAGAAGAACAUAAAGGCAUCCGAGCCGGUGGAUUUGACCGAAGAGCGCUCUGUGCUCGAGGGCAAGUUCAACAAGUUCAAAGAUCUUCGGGCCGAACUGGAACGCUGUGAACCACGUGUUGUUAGCCUACAGGAUGCAGCCGAUCAACUGCUGCGCGCUGUUGAAGGAUCCGAAGAGCAGUCCCAGCAAACCUAUGAAAGAACCCUUUCCAGAUUGACCGAUCUCCGCCUGCGUCUGCAAUCCCUACGUCGCCUCUCCGGCAUCUACAUUGUCAAGCUGGGCGCCGUUCUCGGCUACGAGGGCGACAAUCUGGGCGUGCCAUUGCAUAUGUUGUCGAAUGAGCUUUUGGAUAAUACUACAUUAUCAACCUCUUCUAUGCAGGCCGCCGCACCCAACACAGAAAAUGCAAACGAUGGCGAUGCUGCCGAUGGCGAUGUCAUCAAUACCACGGUACUGGCGCAAGGUGCUCGAUUCCUAGGACGCGUUGCACGUGCCUCGCUGCCCAUCCAGGCGCUAAUGUUGCUGCUUUUAGGUGUGGCAACCCUGGUGCCCCACGGUGAGGACUACACCUGCAUGUUCUCGAACACCUUUGCCCGCAGCCUGGAGCCAAUGUUGUCGUAUCCCCACGGACCGCCACCAACAUAGUAAACGAGUUGUGUCCGCGUCAGGUUGCCAUUGGAUUAGUGCAAUAAAUUCACAGUAAAAUCACAAAAACACAAUAAAACCAACCAAGAAACAAACAAAUGAUAAAUGUAAAACUAACGAAAAUGUAAAUGUACCGAGAGUGUGGAAAACAGAACAGAGAAUAGAAAUGAAAUCAACAACACGAAUAUGCCUUUAAAAAAAAGAUAAUAUGAUAUGAUAUGAUACUAUAUACUAUAAAACGCAGAACGCAUAUGCAAAAUUCUUGUACAAGUUGUAAGGCGCAUAGAUUGCGUCAAGUAAUGUAAUGUCAUGUAAAUUUUUGUAAUUUUUCACAUUAUUGAAGAGCGUAUUUUUUAUUUUUGUUGGGUAGCUAGAGACAUACUUACAAACAAUAUACUUCUGUGUACAUACAAAACAAAACAAAACUCGACGAGAAGAAACACUAAACAAAAAAAAAAAACUAAAAAAUCAAAAACAAAAUGAAACUAACGACAAGUAACGAAAGAAACACU